UAAGGUGCCGGCCCCCUGAAGUGGUUGUUUGGCCAGAAACAGUUGAACAUGUCAGCAAGAUGGCUGAAUUGUGCUAUAAUCACAAAGUGCCUAUCAUUCCCUUUGGUACUGGCACAGGCCUGGAAGGUGGUGUAACUGCAGUACAGGUAAGCACCUUAUUUAAUUGGUGGUUAAUUUAUAACAAUUAUAGGUGUGAAAGGGGUAUAAAUCACAUCUUCCAAACUGGAAGUAUCUGAUGUUUUAUUGUUAUAUAUAUAUGUAUAUAUUCUCUUUAUGCAUGAUUGAUAUGUAUAAUCACUGCUCGGCUGUAGUUCAUGGUGCCUAUUGCCUCAAUUGGCAUUUCACCUGCAUGUCAUGAUGAGAUAUGCCAGAGAGUUAUUGCCAAGUACAGGGUCCAAGGUGCUGUCCAUACUUUUAGAUUGGGUUUUCUUGGCUUACCCAAGACAAUUUUAGCUGUGAAAUGGACCAGAUUGGGCACACUUAGAGACUAAUAUUUAAUUAAUCCCAUUUUCUGUGUGUCCCCUUGUUAAAUGGAUCCUGUGUGCAUGUUUAAUAAAUUCCUUGGAACAUUAAAUGAUUAUCAUGGCAAUCCUGUAAUGAACGCUUUGACAGCUACCUACUACAUGUCCAUGUACAACAGGGAGAUGACAAGGAGCAUGGUUAGUAGGCCUGUUUGCAUGUAACAGAAACAAUAUCUUAUUAUAUUGUUAUUAUCAUCACUGGUAUUCAUAUAGCGCCAAUUUAUUCCACCGUGCUGUACAAUAUUAUAAAAGGGGGAAAUGUAACAAUUAAAUAGACAAUUACAAAAUUAAGAGGGAAUGAGAGGACGUGAUAUGACGCAGUAUGACAAACAAUAUAUACUGCGAUAAGAGGGAAUGAGAGGACGUGAUAUGACGCAGUAUGACAAACAAUAUAUACUGCGAUAAGAGGGAAUGAGAGGACGUGAUAUGACGCAGUAUGACAAACAAUAUAUACUGCGAUAAGAGGGAAUGAGAGGACGGGAUAUGACGCAGUAUGACAAACAAUAUAUACUGCGAUAAGAGGGAAUGAGAGGACGUGAUAUUACGCAGUAUGACAAACAAUAUAUACUGCGAUAAGAGGGAAUGAGAGGACGGAUAUGACGCAGUAUGACAAACAAUAUAUACUGCGAUAAGAGGGAAUGAGAGGACGGGAUAUGACGCAGUAUGACAAACAAUAUAUACUGCGAUAAGAGGGAAUGAGAGGACGUGAUAUGACGCAGUAUGACAAACAAUAUAUACUGCGAUAAGAUGGAAUGAGAGGACGUGAUAUGACGCAGUAUGACAAACAAUAUAUACUGCGAUAAGAGGAAUGAGAGGACGUGAUAUGACGCAGUAUGACAAACAAUAUAUACUGCGAUAAGAGGAAUGAGAGGACGUGAUAUGACGCAGUAUGACAAACAAUAUAUACUGCGAUAAGAGGGAAUGAGAGGACGGGAUAUGACGCAGUAUGACAAACAAUAUAUACUGCGAUAAGAGGGAAUGAGAGGACGGGAUAUGACGCAGUAUGACAAACAAUAUAUACUGCGAUAAGAGGGAAUGAGAGGACGGGAUAUGACGCAGUAUGACAAACAAUAUAUACUGCGUUCAGAGGGAAUGAGAGGACGUAAUAUGAAGCUGAGCGAGAGACAUCCGUGGUUAAUGUCAAGAGAUGGGAUGUUUUUCUGUAGAUGGAUAGCGAAUGUCACAGACAUUAGAUUGGAUGUCUAUAACAGAUUCUCUUUUUGCUGCAGGGUGGAGUCUGCUUCAACAUGACACGGAUGGACAAGAUCUUGAAUUUGAACACGGAUGAUUUUUAUGUUACUGUUGAACCAGGCGUUACGCGCAAGUCAUUGAACAGCUAUCUGAGAGACAGCGGACUCUGGUUUCCUGUUGGUUAGCACGUGGGGUCAUUCUCUGGGAUUUUCCUCUCUGCACACUGUAACAUUCUCUGUUAUUCUCUAAUUACAUUUUAUCUUAGAUCCAGGAGCGGAUGCCUCGCUUUGUGGCAUGGCAGCAACCAGUGCUUCCGGCACCAACGCAGUACGAUAUGGGACAAUGCGUGAUAAUGUGAUUAACCUUGAAGUGGUUUUAUCUGAUGGAAGGAUAUUAAACACAGCAGGAAAAGACCGAAAUUUCAGGUACGCGAAAGGCCAACGUGACAAUGUUUUCAUUUGUCCUAGCUCAUAGUACACACACAUUCUGGGGUCAAUUAUAAUCUGGUGUCAGUAACCAAUCAAUAAUGCUUUCUGUCUUUCCAGCAGUAAAAAAUUGUGCCUCUAGAGUAUUUGACUACAUCACAAGUUAAAGUUUUCAGACGGCCAAGUACAUUCCGGGUAAUAGCUGAAAGGCAUGUCAUUAACCUAUUGGUUCCAUGUGGACAUCGUAGUAUGUGAUAGUUUUUCUUUUUUUACAAUCUUUAUAUAUGUUUUUAGUUUGCCAUUUUUCACUUAGUUUCAGUUAAUUGUCUUACUAUGCAGAGAAAGAAAAAACUCGGAAUGGAGUAUACAGUGGCAUAGUGAGCAUAGAAGAAAGCACACAAAGCUUAUGUUGCACACAUCAACAGUUUAGGAGGUCCAACCUUUUGUUUAGUAUAAACCUUUAUAAAUGGAUAGUCAUGUAAAGUGGGGUUACGAGGUGGAAACUGCGACCCCUGCGACCGCGGUAUGUAUGCCAGUGGUCAGUGUGUUGUAAUGCUUACCGAAGCAGGAAUGUAGUAACCGUGAUGAGACAAUAUGUUGAGCACUGGGUUAUCUUCAAUGUGUAAAUGUAUGUGUAAAGGGUAAGGAGAAAAGGUACUGGGAAGGGUGAGAAGAAAUAACAAGCAAACUUUGGUAAUAAGGUUCUACCAGUUCCCAGUGGCAGUAGUCUAGGUACGAUCUUGUCUAACCGUUGUUAGGGUGUGAAAGCCCUCGUGUAUUUGCAGUCACCCCAGUGAUGUAAGUUAGCCGGGGUGUCCAAGUUUGGGUACAUUUUACUGAGCGUCCCCAUAGGGAUUCUGUCAGAGAUUCUAUAGAGUAAAUCUCCUCAACUUUUGCAAUCCAUUGCCGGAGGGUGGGUACCCCAGCCUGUUUCCAGAGUGUUAAGAUCAGGGACUUAGUGGCUGUUAGCAGAUAAGGGGGCAAUGAUUUUUUUUGUAUCUUUGUAGUGCUAGUGAGGUGUGAUGUAGGAGCAUAGUCAAAGGUUGAAAUGGUAGGGAGGUGUCUGUGAUUUCUUGGAAUUUGGACUGUAUCAUUGUGGCAGAAAUGCCUCUGCCACUUGUUCUUGGAGGUAGUUAUGGUAGGGUGUGGAACUGCACUCUAUCCCUUUAAGCAGUAUGUAGCUGGGUGCAACUCGGACAGUCUCAGUACCAGAGACCAAAUGCUGAAUAACAAAUAGACGAAAGGUCCAGGCACAAGGCACAAGCAAAGCAAUUUUAUUUAACCCACUCCAUCACUUGUUCUUGGAGGGGCCUGCUUGCCAGCCUCCUGUCUCAAGACUAUGGGCUACGUGAAAAGGCUCAUAAAAGACUUUGUUUGUACACUUUAUCUAUCCUGUUUGGGAACCGAACAGGCGCACGAACCAUGGACCACCCGGGAGUGUGUUAAGCCUAAUUGACAGUUUGUAACACGUUCCACCGCAGUGUUCUAAUUGUUCGUCUGGGUGGCCGUUGUUUGCAUGAACGACUACGAGGUGGCAGCCAUCUUGUUCCCACAAACGCAGGCAGCCGUGUUUGGGAAUGAAUCUCAUGGAACUGCAAUCGGACACAGAAACUCCCGAACACCACAGGACUUCCAGCAUCGCCUGCGUUCGGUUCUACACCACUUAGAAGGGCACUGUUCGGUGGAAACGUUCCCACGAACAAGGUGAACAAGCUCCAGGGUAACACUAUUGACUCUGUUUGGUAGUUUGUUCAUUUUGAAACUACCGAACUAGACCGACCGCUAGCCAUGAUUUCAUGGAACUGUUUUGGGCAUUGGACCAUGUGCACGGUCGGUCAAAUAAUUGACUUCCAUGAAAAUCCCGAACCCCUAAACCGAUCUGAUUGAUUUUUGGAUAUGUUGGUCACCCAGAUCGGGGCUAUCAGAGGAUGUGACUCUUGUGAAGUUUUCAUGUGUUUUGGAGGUACUUUUGAGGUAUUGUUAUAUUGCUGUCAGGAUUACAGUAUGAUCCAGCACGUAGAAUUGUGUAACACAGAGGACUGAUAGGUAACGUAUACCGAACCUUAGAAUGGCCGGACUAACGUACCAAAGAAUAGUCAGAAAUAGCCAAGGUCAAGGGAUACAGAAAGAGGCACAACGAUAAGGAAAAGCCAGGGGUCAGGGAUGCCAGAAAACAGGGAAGUCAAUAUCAAUGCCAAAGUCAAAUAACCAGAAAAAACAGAAUCAAUAACAUGCUCUCGGACAACCACAAGAGAAACCACAACAGGAACCACAACAGGACACAGAGCAAGAUGAACUGGGCCUAAAUACCCGUCUGUGGAUCUGAUUGGUUGUAACUGGCCUUUGACCUCAAAGGCAGCUAGCAGGUUCCUAUUUGCGUAAUUGCUGCUCAGCACAAACCCUCCUGUGGAUUGAUUGCGGUUUAGCACAAACCCUCCUGUGGAUUGAGUGCUGCUCGGCACAACUUUUCCUGUCAGGACAGUAAAUGCCAUUAAUCACAUUUUUAUGUGCAGAUGAAUACGUGACAUUACCCCCCCAACUGAAGAACGCCCACCGGGUGGGCAGGACCAGGCUUGAGAGGAAACCUGGUGUGAAAAUAGAGAAUCUUGCGGCCAGCAUGUAUAUCAGACGCCGGAACCCAGGAACGAUCUGCUGGUCCAUAACCUUUCCAAUCCACCAAAUACUGGAAUCAAUUAUGGAGGAGACCUCAUACUCUUCCUGUCCAGAAACAACUAAGGGAGGUGGAGGGACACUUGAGACAGUAUAUUUAUUGCAAACAAGAGGUUUGAGUAAAGACACAUGAAAGGUAUUAGGAUUUUUCAAGGAGGCUGGAAGGGCCAGAGAGUACGCAACAAUUGAGCCUACGAAGGACAUGAAAAGAUCCAAGGAACCUAGGAGCAAAUUUCAUGCUAUGGACUUUGAGCCUGAUGUUACGAGAAGAUAACCAAACCCUCUCACCCACUUGGUAAACAGGGUUGGCACCUCGACGUGUAUCAGCAUAAUGCUUUAAAUGGAUUGAACUUUAGCCCAGGUAUCACGGAUGGAAGCCAGACGGUCAUCCAAAGCAGGAAUAGCCGUAUCAGAAAAAACAGCCGGUAGGACAGUAGGAUGCCGGCCAUUAUUAACAAAAAAUGGACUAUGCCCAGAGGAGUCAUGGUCAGCAUUGUUCCUAGCAAACUCGGCCCAUGGUAGUAAUUCGGACCAAUUGUCUUGCGUGGUAUUAAUGAAACAACGCAAAUAUAGUUCCAUGGACUGGAUAGCCCCCUCAGCUGUACCAUUGGUCUGGGGGUGAUAAGAGGAUGAAAAAGACAAUUCAAUCCCUAAUUGUUUAUUGAAGGCCCUCCAAAACCAGGAGACGAACUCAGAACCUCUAUUAGAUACUAUAUUGUGAGGAAUGCUAUGCAGAUGGACAAUUUCUUGUAUAAAGAUUAGUACCAGGUCUUGAGAUGACGGCAAUUUCUUGAGAGGAAUAAAAUGAGCCAUUUUAGAAAAACAGUCCACAACCUUGAGAAUAGUGGUAUAACCAUUAGAACUAGGAAGUUCAACAAUGAAGUCCAUGGACUAGUGGGACCUCAGGAAUAAGAGGUUGCAACAAGCCACAAGUGAGUUUAUGAGGUACUUUGGAAACCACACAAACAGAACAAGCCUGUACAUAUUCCUUAACAUCCUUCCUGAGGGAAUCCCACUAGAAAGAUCUCAUGAUAGCAGAAGUGGAUUUAUUAAUACAAUGAUACAUUCUGGGGGAAUGAUAUGGGACGUUUCUUGCUCUAGUAUAGCCUCAGUAUCGAACUGCCUGGGCAAGGCGUCGGCCUUGACAUUUUUAGAACCAGGUCUAUAAAUGAUAAGAAAAUUAAAGCGAGAAAGAAAUAGAGACCACCUAGCUUGUCUAGAAGAUAAUCGCAUCUCCUACGUAAGCCAGGUUUUUGUGAUCAGUAAUGAUCAAAAGGGGGUCCUUGGAACCCUCUAAAAGAUGUUGCCACUCCUUGAGAGCUAGAAUAAUGGCCAACAAUUCUCUAUUGCCAAUAUCAUAAUUGCGCUCAGCAGGAAACAACUUUUUAGAAAAGCAACCACAAGGAUGUAACAGAGUUUCCUGGCUCUCCCUCUGGGAGAGAACUGCCCCUACCCGUCUCUGAAACAUCAACCUUCAGUAUGAAAGGCUUACUGGUGUCAGGAUGUAUCAAUAUGUCGGCGGAGGCAAACCGCUGUUUGAGAGUUUCAAAGGCUUCAAAAGCCUCCUUAGACCAUAUCGUACUACUAGCCCCCUUGCGUGUCAUAUAAAUCUUCUGUAAUAAUUGGCGAAACCAAUGAACCUUUGAAUGGUUUUCAACCCAGUGGGUAAAGGCCACUGUAAAACAGACUCUAGUUUUUUAAGAUCCAUCUGAAACCCCAAGGCAGAAAUAUUAUAUCCUAAAAACUGUACUUCAGACUGGUCAAAGAUACAUUUUUCCAAUUUACAAUAAAGUUGUUUUUUUAACAAGGUUUGCAGAACUUGUUUAACAUGAUCGUGGUGAGACUGGAGGUCAGGAGAAAAAAUAAGGAUAUCAUCCAGAUAGACCAAGACAAACGAGGGAGAUAAUUUAAUAUAGAUGUGUACUACUUUGCAAGUAUAAUAUGCACAGCAUGAAGUUCAUUUUGACUGCGUUGAUGCGGCUAAACCAGGAGAUAUAUUGGGGUGUCCAGCGUUGCAUGCCAGUUUGCAAUGUGGAAAGCAACCAGAGGAAAUUAAGUUGAUAUAGUUUAAUGAGAUCAUGUGGUAGUCAAAUGCCUAGGUAUAUAAGUUUACUUUCGCACCAUGAGAAGGGGAAUUUCACGUGGAGAUGGGAAGAGGAUUCAGGGGUGAACGCGAGAUGGAGUGCCUCCGAUUUGUCCAUAUUAAGUUUCAGGUUAGAGAUUCAAUCGAACCGCCUAAAGGAUUCCAACAGAUUAUGUAGGGAGAUGUGUGGGGCUUGUCUGACUUCUGUCUUAAAGUCCCUGGCUUGUUUUACUUCCCGUCCUGUGUUCCAGUCCCUGGCCUGUCUGACUUGCUGUCCUGUGUUCCAGACCCUGUCUUGUCUUGACUUCCCAUCCGGUGUUCCAGUCCCUGUCUUGUCUUACUUCUCAUUCCGUGUUCCAGUCCCUGGCUUAUCUGACUUCCCAUUGCGUGUUCCAGUGCCUGGUUUGUCUGACUUCCCAUUGCGUAUUCCAGUCCCUGGUUUGUCUGACUUCCCAUCCUGUGUUCCAGUCCCUGUCUUGUCUGACUUCCCAUCCUGUGUUCCAGUUCCUAGCUUGUCUGACUUCCCAUCCUGUGUGCCAGUCCCUGGCUUGUCUGACUUUCCGUCCCGUGUUCCAGUCCCUGUCUUGUCCUGACUUCACAUCCCAUGUUCCAGUCCCUGGCUUGUCUGACUUCCCAUUCUGUGUUCCAGCCCCUGUCUUGUCUGACUUCCCAUCCUGUGUUCCAGUCCCUGUCUUGUCUGACUUCCCAUCCUGUGUUCCAGUCCCUAGCUUGUCUGACUUCCCAUCCUGUGUACCAGUCCCUGGCUUGUCCUGACUUCACAUCCCGUGUUCCAGUCCCUGUCUUGUCCUGAUUUCCCAUCCUGUGUUCCAGUCGCUGGGUUGACUGGCUUUCCAUCCCGUGUCCCAGUCCCUGUCUUGUCCUGACUUGAAUCACGUGUUCCAGUCCCUGGCUUGUCUGACUUCCCAUCCAGUGUUCCAGUCCCUGGCUUUUCUGACUUCCCAUCCCCUUUUCCAGUCCCUGUCUUGUCUGACUUCCCAUCCAGUGUUCCAGUCCCUGGCUUUUCUGACUUCCCAUCCCCUUUUCCAGUCCCUGUCUUGUCUGACUUCCCAUCCCGUGUUCCAGUCCCUGUCUUGUCCUGACUUUCCGUCGCGUAUUCCAGUCCCUGUCUUGUCCUGACUUCCAAUUGCGUGUUCCAGUCCCUGUCUUGUCCUGACUUCCCAUCCUGUGUUCCAGUCACUGGGUUGACUGGCUUUCCAUCCCGUGUCCCAGUCCCUGUCUUGUCCUGACUUCCAAUCGCGUGUUCCAGUCCCUGGCUUGUCCAACUUCCCAUGCCGAGUUCCAGUCCCUGGCUUGUCCGACUUCCCAUGCCGAGUUCCAGUCCCUGGCUUGUCUGACUUCCCAUUGUGUGUUUCAGUCCCUAGCUUGAUCCUGACAUUACUUUUCUCCGUGCUCCUAAGCCUUAUCUUUCUCGACUAUGCAUUGGUUCCUAUGUUCCUGUUUCUGCCUGUGUCUGUUAUUGUGUGUUUUCCAUUUUGUUUCUGGGCUGUAGUCUUCUCUCGUCUUAUUUCUUAGUUCCGGUAAUACGCCUCUUCCUAUCCUUCUGUCUUCGCCUUUGUUAGUUCGUUGCCUCUCACCUUGCUGAGGAUCCUUUAGCCCUUUGACCCUGAGAGCAGGAACUCACACCAUUCACUGAAUGUUUGCUUUGCCUUUUUCCCCACAUGGAUUGCUCUCUUCCGUAUUUAUUAGUAAAUGGUGAAGAGUAAGCUGUGGUUUGGCACAGUCCUUCCCAUGAAUCAUUUCUUCAAGUUACGUGGGAAGGCAAUGCAGGCGGUAGCAAUCUGGAUAGUAAUUCUAACCAUUUAUAGAUUCACAGUCCUUUUAUGAUAUCAAGCACACAAAUCCACGUUAUCCAGGUUUCACACAUAAGUCAUUUUAUUAACAUGAUUUAUCUCCCAGUGCUGCAGGUAAAAGGACAUGAAGAAUUGCACAAAUUUCAAUGACAGUCUGUGUGUUAUUUGACUUUAUAGGAAGACAUCUGCAGGUUAUAACCUGACAAGCCUGUUUGUGGGCUCCGAAGGGACACUGGGUAUAAUUACCAAAACAUCACUCCGUCUCUACGGUGUCCCAGAAGCUAUGAUGUCUGCUGUGUGUGCCUUUCCCAGUGUCCAGGCGGCAGUCGACAGUACGGUACAAAUUCUGCAAUGUGGAAUUCCCAUCGCUAGAAUUGGUAAUUACAAGAUCCAGAUACUACCACUACUGGCUGAUACAUGUAUAAGUGGGGGGUAGUUCAGUGGAGACAAGACUUACGUUAGAACAUUUUGUAAAUCUUUCUUUAUUCACAAUCCACAUUGAAUACAUACAAUACGUGAGCAAUAAAAACUGUGGUAAAACAUAGCAACAGUACAAUAUCGUAUACAAGCAAAUCUCUAUAUGUGAGUCAUGGGGUUGUGUGUUUUUAAUAAUAAGUAGUGUGUGAAAUAAAUAAUUAUGUUUCCUGCACCUCCGGGUUUGUAAAAAAAUAUGACAAAUAUGACAUUUGGCUCUGAAGGGCGGUAAGCACAUGAUGUCUCCUAAAAACAAUGAACAAUAUCGGAAGGUUGAAAGCCUAAGCUGGAGAGGUGAAUCCCCCCUACAGCAUCACUAAAACUGUUUCAGGGAACGUUGCUAGUCUAUUUUGGCCCUUGACAAAUUAGGGAAGAAAGUUAAUGCAUGCUCCUUAAAUUGAAAUGAUGUCUUAUUGCGUACAGCCAACGUGAAGGCCAAGCGAUCUUAGCUCUGCUGGAAGUGGAGAAUAAUGUCCCUGCCUGUCCUUGGAGGACUAGUGGCUGGUCUGGGGAUCCCUUGCUAUCUGUCCAGCUGCAUCGGUUUAGCUUGUUUAGCAGAGAAAACUGCGGUUAGUAGCUUGCAGACUAGGUGUGGAACCUCAGCAGCCUCUAUAGUAGAAGGCAGACCACGUACUUUAAUGUUUUCCCAGCUCUUUUUGUCUACCAUAGCCUCUAUGCGGUCCUGGGUUUAUACCUGAGCAUGUUGUAGGGCUAAAAGCUGCUGCUCCAGGUUUGUAAUACGGUUCUCAUUGGCUGUAGUGUUGAGUUCUGUAUUAUGUGGACGGGCUGGCACUCCACCAAUGUUCUAUUGGACUUGCCCGAUGUCAGCUGAGAUAUUGCAGCGCACCUCACCCAGAAGGCCUCUCAACGUUUCCUCUGUAACCGGAUACUUCCCAGAAGGAUCAGGGGGUGAGUACGUAGGCUUUCAACCCAGUGGGUAAAGGCCACUGUAAAACAGACUCUAGUUUUUUAAGAUCCAUCUGAAACCCCAAGGCAGAAAUAUUAUAUCCUAAAAACUGUACUUCAGACUGGUCAAAGAUACAUUUUUCCAAUUUACAAUAAAGUUGGUUUUUUAACAAAGUUUGCAGAACUUGUUUAACAUGAUCGUGGUGAGACUGGAGGUCAGGAGAAAAAAUAAGGAUAUCAUCCAGAUAGACCAAGACAAACGAGGGAGAUAAUUUAAUUUAGAUGUGUACUACUUUGCAAGUAUAAUAUGCACAGCAUGAAGUUCAUUUUGACUGCGUUGAUGCGGCUAAACCAGGAGAUAUAUUGAGGUGUAACCAAACCCUCUCACCCACUUGGUAAACAGGAUUGGCACCUCGACGUGUAUCAGCAUAAUGCUUUAAAUGGAUUGAACUUUAGCCCAGGUAUCACGGAUGGAAUCCAGACGGUCAUCCAAAGCAGGAAUAGCCGUAUCAGAAAAAACAGCCGGUAGGACAGUAGGAUGCCGGCCAUUAUUAACAAAAAAUGGACUAUGCCCAGAGGAGUCAUGGUCAGCAUUGUUCCUAGCAAACUCGGCCCAUGGUAGUAAUUUGGACCAAUUGUCUUGAGUGCUAUUAACGAUACAACGCAAAUAUAAUUCCAAGGACUGGUUAGCCCUCUCAGCUGUACCAUAGGUCCGAGGGUGAUAAGAGGAUGAAAAAGACAAUUCAAUCCCUAAUUGUUUAUUGAAGGUCCUCCAAAACCAGGACACAAACUGAGAACCUCUAUCAGAUACUAUAUUGUGAGGAAUGCCAUGCAGACAAACAAUUUCUCGUAUAAAGAUUAGUACCAGGUCUUGAGAUGACGGCAAUUUCUUCAAUUAAAUAAAAUGAGCCAUUUUAGAAAAAUGGUCCACAACCAUGAGAAUAGUGGUAUAACCAUUAGAACUAGGAAGUUCAACAAUGAAGUCCAUGGACAAGUGGGACCGUGGGACCAUGGGACCUCAGGAAUAGGAAGAGGUUGCAACAAGUGAGUUUAUGAGGUACUUUGGAAACCACACAAACAGAACAAGCCUGUACAUAUUCCUUAACAUCCUUCCUGAGGGAAUCCCACCAGAAAGAUCUCAUGAUAGCAGAAGUGGAUUUAUUAAUACCUGGGUGACCAGCAGACACAUUGUCGUGAAACACCUUCAUGAUAUUAACCCUUUCCCCCAAUGGAAUGAACAAUUUGUCCUGAGGUUUACCGCAGGGCGCCUGAGACUGAGCCUCCACGAUGGAGCCAAGCAGUGGAGAGGACAAUGAAAGGACAGUGGACACAAUAAUACAUUCCGGGAGAAUGAUAUGGGAUGUUUCUUGCUCUAAUAUAGCCUCAGUAUUGAACUGCCUGGACAAGGCGUCGGCCUUGACAUUUUUAGAACCAGGUCUAUAAAUGAUAAGAAAAUUAAAGCGAGAAAGAAAUAGAGACCACCUAGCUUGUCUAGAAGAUAAUCACUUGGCAUCUCCUAUGUGAGCCAGGUUUUUGUGAUCAGUAAUGAUCAAAAGGGGGUCCUUGGAACCCUCUAAAAGAUGUCACCACUCCUUGAGAGCUAGAAUAUGAUAGGACAAGAAGGAGAUGCAAUAACCUGAAAUGUAAUCUCUUCCUUAUGUAAGGCACCAAUGGAAAUAUUUAUGGGUAAGGUUUCAUGCGUUAUCAAUGGUUGUGAGAGUGGUCUCCCAUCAAUAGCUUCAACGGUUAGGGGUGAUAGUCUCUCCUUGAUAGGGAUAGUAUUAUCCUUGACAAAUUGGACAUCAAUGAAAUUUCCAGCAGCCCCUGAGUCCAUCAGGGCUUUGCAUGAAAAGUUAUUUUUGUCAAGAAUAAUCGAAAUAUCAAUGAGAAGUUUAUAUUUAUUCUUUUCAGAGGACGUCUCCAUUAUACGUAAGACCUGUCUCCUUAAGGUGCUUAGGUGGGGUAGUUUCUUUGGACGAAUGAGACAAUUGUCUCUCAUAUGUCCAUUACUACCGCAGUAUAAACAUAAACCUUCGUUUCUCCUAUAUUGUUUCUUAGCCUCUGACAGUCUAGUGACCCCCAACUGCAUGGGUUCAGGUUCCGACUGUAUAGGAAGGUCAGGAACAACAGGUUCGAAGAGACGGGGUGUUAAAGACAUAGUCAUACGUCUGGUCUUAUUUCUAGUAUUCUCUCUGGUUCUUAGUCUAUUAUCAAUUUGCAUAACAAAUGUGAUGAACUCAUUAAGUUUCUUGGGUAGAUCUUUGGCAGCAAUCUCAUCUAGCAUAGUGUCAGAUAGUCCCCUUUUAAAUGCAGAGAUUAGCCCACUGUUAGUCCAGUCUACCUCGGAAGCCAGGGUACAAAAUUCUAUGGCAUAUUCCGAGAUAGACCGGUUCCCUUGUCUGAAGUGCAUCAGGGCAGUGGAGGCAUCGUCCUCCCUGCCUAAUGGUUCAAACGUAAGUUUAAAUUCCAUUAGAAACAUCUGGUAAUUUUAUUAAGGACAUGGAGGCUCUUAUUAGGCUUAUCUCUUAUCUCUUAUUCCUCAGCAGCAAAGAAAGCUAAGGUAUUCGUAGUACAGAAAAAAAAUUAACAAAUACCCUCACAGGGUUAACCAUUACAUCACUAUCUCCUAGCCAAUGGGAACAGUCCACAUAUCAUAUAGUCCCAUGUAACCCCUAUCUCUUCCUCUUUCUUUGCUGCUGCCUCAGCUAAGUACCACCAUUUUAAUUUCAAUCUGACAGGUUUUACUGCCAGUGUUUAUAUCUGUAUAUUUUGAUGUAAUACUGUACUGUUUACUGAGUACAAUGUUUUAAUUUACAACUGUUUAAUGUCUUACUGUUAAUUGUUUGGUGCUGGCCCUUUCAUGGGAGCCACCUAGGAGUGAGCUGCUUCAGCCUGCUGCCCCCUUCCGUUUUUCCCGCCCGCCAGGGCAGUUAACCCGUUCUCCCCUUGCAUUCCGGGUAGUUUAUUACCCUAAUCUCGCGCCGGUCGCUGUAGCCGGCUACCCAGACGUGGGGCAUACCAUUUUUGGAACCGCCCGUUCCAUUUGGGCCCACUCGCGCAUGCGCAGUCGUGGCAAAUAGAUUUUGCCGCGCUUUUCCCAGGUCGCACAGCUCACUGAGGGGUGGGCGCUAGCUGAUUGGUUCAGACAACUGACUGUCAGCUUGCCAGUGCACCCCAGCGGCCAUUCCUGAGGUAACACUCGGUAAGCUGACAGCUCAGUUUUGUUUCUGUGCCUUGCCUGCAAUUAUUCUGCCUGUCACUGCAGUGUGUGAUUAGACACUGUUGGUUUAACAAGCAAAUAACUGCUUCCACUGUUAUUUCUCAUGACUUUACCGUGUAGCCUGUUACCUCUUGCUAGUACCAUGCAGACCCCUAAAGACUACCCAAGCACUACCCCCACUCUGGCUGAGAGUGUCUCCAGACACCCUUUAAGGCCACUACAAAGACCCACCACGUGGGUGCACAUGCCUCCAAAACUGAAUAUACGGACAGGUUGCGUCCUGUCAACAUUGAGGUCGUGGGGCCCCCACGAAAAAGAGCCACCCGCCGGGCAAAAACAGCACGGACAUGGAAAUGGGCAAAAGCCCUAACAGACUCUUCCGACUCUGAUUCGGAUUCUGAGGAGGUUUUGAAUGCGUCCAAUGAGACCGGCUCCACUGAAUCAGAGGUCUCCUUCCCAGGCCAAAGCCCUACACACAAAGCGACCAUGACCACUAUUGACCACGCGGAUACAUCCGCUAUCCUAGACCCACAAGGUGUACCCUUAUUUGACCCCGAUGCUUUGCAAAACCCGAGGUGGGCAUAAUGGUUCCCGACCGAACACUUGGCACGUUAUAUAGCGGCCAGAAUCAGGAAACCCCUAGAUAAGGCCACGAGGAACAAGCCACACUGGACAUAGACCCUGGACAUAGACCCCAAGGUGGCCCGAUUUUUGGAGAAAUCUGUCUGGAAGGCGAAAAAGGGGAUUGACUACUCCUUACGCCACUGCCAGGACAAAGUGCUCGACACGUUAGGCCCCAGUGCAAAAAUCUUUGAAAUGGUCGAAGCGGCCUUAACCGAUGGGACCCCAAUUGACCUCCUGGCCAUUAGGGGUUGGGUACAACGUUCUAUAUGCCUUAUCGGCAAUAUAGAACAAAGCUACUGAACAAAGGAAGGCCAUCCUCAUAAAAAUUGAGCCGAAACUGGUUUAUAUGGCCAUAUCUGAGCCUGGGCCAUAGGCAAAAGGUUCUCUCUUUGGAGAUAACUUCGUAAAGGAAUUGGGCAACUAUGUCAAUACCUUUACGGCAUUAGACAAGGCACAAACAAACUUAAAGAGAGUGUUCUCUCCCAAAAUUAUUGGUGGGGCCGCCAGACACCGGGGCCGUCUGUCCGGCCGGUCUUCCCGAGGUUCAUACCGGGGAUAUCGAGGCCCUGCCACACCUAGAUUUCAGCCUCCGGAGAACAAGUCCCCUUCGCCCUUCUUCCCGGUCAGGGGUAGAUCGUGGCAGUCGCGAAGUACCAGGGGUGCCUCGUAUGGCCGACGGCCUUAUGGUAAGUGUCCUACCAUCCCCUCCCCUGUGUAUGUCUAUAGUGGGGGGCAGACUGUCUCACUUUGUAGAGGUUUGUCACACACUAACGACAGAUGUUUGGGUCCUACACACUAUCCUAUGUUACCAAAUUGAAUUUAUAAAUAACCCUGUCCAAACCUCUGGACCACACCGAAUAGCUUUCUCCACACACGACAGGACCCUCAUGAGCGAGGAAAUCCUCACGCUGCAGGAGAAGGGCUGGAUGUAUCAGGUCCCGCAAUACUCCCACGGGGAGGUGCGACCAGUCAUCAAUCUGCGCCCCCUGAACGCAUUUGUGCGAGACCACCAUUUCAAAAUGGAAGGAAUCCAUUGUCUUCGGGACCUCCUCAGAUUGGAGGAUUGGAUGGUCAAAUUAGACCUGCAGGACGCCUACCUCACGCCUACCUCACAAUCCCCAUCGCCAAAGAUUGGAUUUGGACUCUCAUCGGCCCCGUGGUGCUUCACCAAACUGCUGAAGCCCGUGGUGGCUCUCCUACACAGCAGAGGUGUACGGAUGAUCAUAUAUCUGGAAGAUGUACUGAUCAUGGCACACAACACCCAACUGCUUCGACAACACCUCUCCUGGGCACUGUUCCUCCUACAAAAUUUGGGAUUUUUAAUCAAUUGGAAAAAGUCCAUCUUAACCCCAUCCCCAUGGAAUUUCUGUGAUUCAACAUAGACGUGACAAAAGGAAUGCUCAGUCUACCGACCACAAAGGUCAAAAGCAUCAAGAAAGAAAUCUGCAGGACGUCGGCACGCCCAAUAUUAACCUUACGGCAACUGGCCAGGAUAAUCGGCCUCCUCUCAGCCUCCAUCCAGGCGAUCUUCCCAGGACCCCUCCACUACAGGGCCCUUCAAUGGCUAAAGGCCACGCAUUUACGCUUGGGGCACUCAUACUCCGACUCCAUUCCACUCGACCACGAAGCCAAACAGGAACUCACCUGGUGGCUUCAACACAUGGAAGCAUGGAACGGCAGAGCAAUCUUUGGAGCUGCCCCAGACUUCAUCAUAGAGUCUGAUGCGAGUACACACGGUUGGGGAGCGCGCUGCGGGCCUAUCUCCACCGGAGGAAUAUGGCCAUACUCAGAAAAAGAACUGCACAUCAACGGCCUUGUCAUGCGGUAACACUUCCAGGUUCAGCACUUCCGCGAUGCAGAGCUGACCCCGCCCCCCUCUGACGCAGCUCUGACUGUACUUGUGUGACCUACUUCCGCCAUACUCGCCGGCUCCCGUGGCUCUGACAAUGUGGGACCAACUUCCUGGUAUACACGCCGGCUCCAUAGACUCUGACAAGCCGUCCUAGCCUUUGAGCUAAUGAAUGGAUGAUACUGCGUGCCUUGGAGGAUUACUGGAGAACUGAUACUUGUUAACAAUAUAUUCCCGGCCUAUCCAAUAUAGUAGCAGAUUGGAACUCCAGACAUCUGCGAGCCGCUGGCGAUUGGACCACAACACAUUCCUACAACUGCAAACGCUCUGGGGUCCGAUGUCCAUCAACCUAUUUGCAUUUUGCCUGAACUCCCAGUUAACAACGUUUCUCAGCUGGAGACCAGACCCAGACACCUUAGCAACAGAUGCUUUUUUCCAGCACUGACCGAGGGAUCAUUUAUAUGCAUUUCCACCUUUCGCUCUCAUGGCACGGACGCUAGUACAUCUCAGACGAGCUCGGACAUCAUUGGUCCUCAUAACUCCAUUCUGGACUGCUCAACCUUGGUUCCCAUCCCUCAUGGAGAUGUCCAUCGACCUUCCGAGAUUGCUUCCAGAUGUCUCACACCUUUUACUGGAUCCAGAAGGCAACCCACACCCCCUUCUACUUCAGGGGAACCUCAAACUCUUGGUAUGGCUCCUUUCCGGGGACCCUGGGUCAUACCAGAUGUUCCACAGGACACUCUUGACCUACUGGCAGGAGCAUGGGCACCUUGACGAGACGAUCCUAUCAAUAUGCCAGGAAUGGCUGGAGUAGUUGGUGCAUGGAACAGCAGGUGGAUCCCAUACGUGCUCCUGUGAAUUACCUAUUACAUUUCCUUACCAAUCUAUAUAACCAAGGUUUGGCUUACCGUACCAUGAAUGUCUACAGAUCGUCAAUCUCUGCCGGCCAUCAAGGCCUCAAUGGGACUCCGGCUGGCCAACAACUGCUGGCUCCUACGAGGCAUAAAGUUGCUCGACCUCCCCAGCCUCGAUACACAUCGUUGUGGGAUGUGAACCUGGUCCUUCGUUUCUUGGGAUCCUGGCCACAAAAUGAGGGACUCACACUUAAACAACUAUCAGCAAAACUGGCCAUGCUCCUCUGCCUGAUAUCCUGCAAGCAGGUUUCAGAUGUUCGGGAAUUGGACAUAGAUGCACGCUCUUUCAACCCCACGGGAGUAUCAUUCAAUAUUUCCAGACGCACAAAAUCAUCGAUUUCCUACCUGGCAUUUCCACCUAACAUUAAGCUCUGCCUGGUGGACUGCCUACGGGAAUACGAGAAACGAACCUGGGACCCAGGAGUACAUUACAUCAGGAGCUGUUCUUAACCACCAAAAUGGCUCAUCACCCGGUAUCCACAGUGAUGCUAGCACGAUGGGUGAAAUGAAUCAUGACCUUGGCAAACGUGGAUACAUCUAUGUAUGGCGCUCACUCUACUAGAGGGGCCAUGGCUUUAAAGGUUUUCAACUUGGGCUGCAGAUUAGAAGACCUUCUUAGAACAGCAGAUUGGUCCCGUGAAUCUACGUUUAGAGAACACUAUUUUAGACCGACAGACCAUGUUUCAUCUAUGGUUAUUUCACAACUUUGAAUUAGCCUAAUAAAAGCCUCUGUGUCCUUUAAUAAAAUUACCAGAUUUUACUAAUUACAUGACGUAAAGUCAUGAUUUUAUUAAGGACACGGAGGCGAGUAUUAGCCCACCCAGAUAUGGUACAUUUGGACCUUUUUGUAUCCCAACCCAGGUACGUAAUACGUGUUCAUAGUACAUGUUUGUUGUUUAAUGCUCGACUCUUAAAAUCUUCAACAGUUACCUAAUAUAUGUAUUAUUCAGAUAAGUAAAUGUUUAGACUGGUGAUGGUUUAAUAUUUUCGAUAAUAUGAAAAUAGUUGAUGGAACAAAUUUUACCACUUGUUCUCUCUGUCCCCUUCUAGCCUGAAAAUUAUGACACUCCUGCAACAUCGACAGCUUCCACAGUUCGAGAGGAUCAGUUCCGAAGAUCCGGCUCGCUAUAGGAAGGAUUCGUCGCCAAGAUUUUGGCUACCGUCUGUUUUCUAAUGUUUCAGUUGUUUGGUCAAUUGCUGUUAUUCAAUAUUAGCUUCAGCAUUGUGACAGAACCGUCUGUCUGUGGAUUGUGUUUAUUCUCCCUCCGUUCGUCUGUUUGUUCAGUUAUCUCCUUACCCGUACAGUCCCCGUGUGUUCCCUUGUUAUUUCCCGAAAGACGCACGAAGGCGUGACCACCAGGAAGCUGGUGUGUGCCACCAAUUGACCUCCCCGUAGCUAGCGUGUGCUGUCAGUUGACCACCCAGUAGCUGCGGUUAACCGCAGCUUAAUUGACUGUUACCGGUUGGUCGUGGUUACACACGGUGGCGGCAUCCUACAGCUCCCGGACAGCCAGCAGUAUUCAGCCUAGCCUCAGUGAACUAAAAACGGACACUUUUACACGCGAACACCGCUGAGCCGACAGCCUUCCCUGCUUCUAACUCCAGUCGUAUUGUCGAACACCAGAGCAAUCGGGACUUUGUAUUUAGUGAAUGUUGUACCCAAAUAGCUAUGCCAUGGAGCCUAUUCAUGUAAUAAAAGAAUUUGGCUCCAUGGCAAUUGAACCGUAUGUGUGUUGUCUGAGCGCCAUUCAGUAAUGUGCGCUCAGACCUAAUCUAUCUGGGGAUGUGUUACACGUAUAUGUUUUAUGUAUCAUUCGUGCCAUUGUGUAUUUUAUUGCAUUUCUCUCUCCUGUUGUCACCUCAUGGGUAAUGGCAAUUUGCCUCUGUUCUGGGAGAUUAUUGAAUUACUUCCCAAUUAUCCCCAGGAACGCAAUGUAUCCUGGGAAUGUUUUACCCCUUGUAUGUCUGUCCUUGAUACGUGUCUGUCCAUUGUUACAGUCUCCCAACUGGUCCCCUAGUGGAGAGUCCACCAGGUGGGAGACCUGCAUAAAUACUGGGCAGGUAGCCCUCAAUAAAUCAGAAUCCUGUUUUACUCUCAAUAUGAAGCUUGGUCUCGUGAUUGGGGGGAUUGCUACUGUGGAGUAUUCUUUUGCCUGUUCCAGGAGAGAAGGAUUUCGUAUGAUUCCCGUUCGGUGGUUUUGAGUGUUCGUGAGCUGCUGUUCCCUUGUAAAGGUGAAUCCCUUAAUCGUUAUUAACCCUAACUACACCGGGUUAUACUGUAACAGGCAUCAACUAGAAAGAGGAAGAGAUGGGGGUUACAUGGGACUAUAUGAUGUGUGGACUGUUCCCAUUGGUUAGCAGAUAGUGAUGUAAUGGUUAACCCUGUCAGAGUAUUUGUUCAUUUUUAAGUGCUCUUGCAUAGCAAGACCACUUAAUGUUUUCUCACAUAUAUUGGAAGGCAUGGCCUGAAGUUGUGGGAGGGGCUAUAGACCUAUAAAAGGGACUCCCCCCCCUUUCCCUACUUUCCUUUGUUGGUCAGUCAGACUGUUUGAGGUCAGCAUUUGCAUGAGAUCCACUUCCAGGUCAUAUUACUCCAAGCUGUGUCCAGGAAUCCUGCAGCAGGGCUUUCCGUUAAUCCAAUGGCUUCCUCUCCGGUCAGCAUCGCAUUUGGUGUCUCAGGGACUCUCAAACCGUAAAUUGACCCACCUGUCGCGCCAGGAUUAGUUCCCACUUUACGGUUUCCUUUUGUUUUGCACGGUUAUUACGUUACCUUAUACUUACCUAGCUGUUCAGGUAAAAUCUGUUGUUUAAAAUCUGUUUUAGUUAAAAUCUGUUGGGUUAAAAUCUGUUCGGUUAAAAUUACAAACGAAAUACAAUUUUUCACCUACACACUGACCCCUACCAGUCUUUUGGUGUACUACAGGCUUCUCAGACAUUAUUGCAUUUCAUGUACAAAUCAACGAACCACUGCAUUUGCGCCUACACACUGACCCCUACCGGUCAUUCGGUGUAGUACAGGCUUCUCAGACAUUAUUGCAUUUCAUGUACAAACCAAUGAACCACUGCAUUUUUCACCUACACACUGACCCCUACCGGUCAUUCAGUGUACUACAGGCUUCUCAGACAUUAUUGCAUUUCAUGUACAAACCAACGAACCACGGCAUUUUCGCCUACAUGCUGACCCCUACCGGUCAAUUGGUAUACUACAGGCUUCUCAGACUUUAUUUCACUUCAUAAGCAAACAAACUAACUUCAGCAUUUUGGCUUUUAUACUGACUCCUAUCUGUCAAACGGUAUACUAAAGGCUUUUCAGACAUAUGGUUAUUCCCCUCAUAACAUUCCCAUUAUAAUUACACAAUAACACUUCCUUACAACUCAUGCUUGCUAUGAUAUAAUCAUACCUGCCUACAUAGGCAUUUAGUUACAUUUACUGACAAUACGCAUACAUUUACCCAAGAAUGCACAUACUAUUUAAAGCACUAUGCAGGAUUCCAGAGUCUAAUAAGGAAUAUUUGAAUGUUUGCACACUUAAAAUAUAAGUCCUUCCAAUUACGUAUUUUCACAUAUUGGGUUAUUCAGCUGCCAGUCAUGGUUCACUACACUCAUGUUUCGGGGUACAGUUGUAUUCCAUAUAACACUCAAGUUAAUUUCCUUCAAACAGGGGCAUUACAAGCAUACAAUAAACAUUGGGACGUAGCACUUUUCUCUAUUAAACUUGCAUAACACACAUAUGGGUAUACGCUUUUAACCCCUUAAGGACCGAGGACGGUUCAGGACCGUCAUCGGCAUUUUUGCCUUGCCGACCGAUGACGGUCCUGAACCGUCCAAACGGUCUGGGGCUACUUACCUGAUCGCCGUCGUUCCCCCGGCGGCGAUCAGUGUUCCUCCGGUUGUGGGGAGACUGCCUGCAGCCCAGACAGUCUCCCCACGGCAGAUUAGGACCCCUGUGGCCAUGUGAUCGCUUAACACAGUGAUCACAUGGUCACAUAGGUGUCCAUAGUGCUGCCUGCAGGGGGACUGCCUGUGCUGACAGGCAGUCUCCCUGCAACUGUAAAAUCAGAAAAAAAAUUAAAGUUAAUGGUAAUAAAAAAAAUAAUAAUAAUUAUAUAUGUAUAAAUAUGAUAUAUAGACAUAUAUUAUACCUAUAUAAUAUAUGUCUAUAUAUCAUAUAUAUAUAAUGCCAUACUAAGUGUAUUUUUAUAUUAAUAUGUACUUAUAUUAAUAUAAAAAUACACUUAUAAUUAAAUUACACACGUAUAUAUAUAAUAUAUAUAAUAACUAUAUAUAUUGUAUAUAUAUUAUUAUAAAAUAUAAAUAAUAAGUAAUUUAAAUUAAAUAAAAAUUUUUUUAAAUAAUAAUAAAAAAAAUUUAAAAAAUUAUAUAGCUAUAUGAAAUUUUAUUCUAACUGUAUUUUAAAAUUAAUAUAUAUAUAUUUAUAUCAAAAUACACUUAGAAUGAAUUUGUAUAUAUAUCUAUGUAUAUAAAAAUAAAUAAAAAUAAUAAGAAAUAUACAUACGUCCAUAUACAAAAUUACAUAAAUAAUUAUAUAAAUAUACACGUAGACUUCAAAUAUAUAAAUAUGCAUAUAUAUUUAAAUUCUACGUGCAUAUUUAUGUAAUAUUUUUUACAUAAUUCAGUAAUUUUAUUGAUUGCAAUUUGAGGGACCUGCCUGCCAACCCAGGCCGAAAUUCCAGAGAAUUUAAUUUGCUAGCACUGUAUUUUACCCUGUAACGUUCUACGACACCCUAAAACCUGUACAUGGGGGGUACUGUUUUACUCGGGAGACUUCAAAUAACACAAAUAUUAGUGAUUCACAACAGUAAAACAUAUCACAGCGAUGAUAUUGUCAGUGAAAGUUACUUUUUUUGCAUUUUUCACACACAAACAGCACUUUUACUGAUGAUAUAAUUGUUGUGAUACGUUUUCCAGUUUUUAAACACUAAUAUUUGUGUUCAGCGAUGUCUCCCGAGUAAAACAGUACCCCCCAUGUACAGGUUUUAUAGCAUUUUUUAAAGUUACAAGGUCAAAUAUAUGGGUCAAAUAUUUUUACAUUGAAAAUGGCCAGGUUGGUUACGUUGCCUUUGAGAGCGUAUGGUAGCCCAGGAAUGAGAAUUACCCCUAUGAUGGCAUACCAUUUGCAAAAGAAGACAACCCAAGGUAUUGCAAAUGGGGUAUGUCCAGUCUUUUUAGUAACCACUUGGUCACAAACACUGGCCAAAAUUAGCGUUCAAUUUAGUUUUUUUACUUUUUUCACACACAAACAAAUAUGAAUGCUUACUUUGGCCAGUGUUUUCGACUAAGUGGCUACUAAAAAAGACUGGACAUACCCCAUAUUGAAUACCCUGGGUUGUCUACUUUAAAAAAAAUAUGUACAUGUGGGGUGUUAUUCAGAGAUUUAUGACAGAUAAUAGUGUUACAAUGUCACUAUUGAUAAAUUUUAAAAAUGUAUGUUUUGAAACCGCAAUAUCCUACUUGUACCUAUAGCCCUAUAACAUGCAAAAAAAAGCAAAAAAGCAUGUAAACACUAGGUAUUUUUAAACUCAGGACAAAAUUUUGAAUCUAUUUAGCAGUUUUUUUUCAUUCGCUUUUGUAGAUGAGUAAAAGAUUUUUCAAGUAAAAGUCAAAAAACAUGUAUUUUUUUCAAUUUUUCAUCAGAUUUUUGUAUUUUUUUAAAAUUAAAAUACAUGAGAUUAUAUAAAUAAUGGUAUGUAAAGAAAGCCCAUUUUGUCCUGAAAAAAAUAAUAUAUAAUUUGUAUGGGAACAGUAAAUGAGAAAGCGGAAAAUUACAGCCAAACACAAACACCACAAAAGUGUAAAAAUAUUCCUGGUCGCAAAUGUACAACAUCGCAAAAACAGUCCAGUCCUUAAGGGGUUAAAUGUCUAUAUUCAAUUUUCAUACAUUGUUUUACCCGUCCGGGAUACAGGUAUUAAUAACCCUUACGACUAGUAAGGGUAUCUAAUCAUACUACCAGGUACAUACACCUGCUCAUGUGGUAUAUACAUACAUUUUCUGUUUCCCCCUGGGCAUAUCCUUAGCGUACUGGCAAUUAGGGACUAUAGGUUUCCAAUAGGUAUUAUCUUUUCUUGACAUCUACGCCUGUCGUAUAGUGGUCCCGCGAGGCCAACACCCCGCCUCAACACUCGGAGGCAAACACCCAUCGGGCCACUCGUGAGCUAGCCGCCUCGCAUGGUAUAUAGAGAGGGCCUCACCUGUCACUCCCUUCCCCUUUUUUCUGGUUACAGUCACCGAGAGGCCAACAUCCUGCCACUACGUUUGGUGGCCACAAAAAUCCCCUCGCGCCAUUGCAUAGAUAGAGCCUCUCAAGCCAUUUGGCAACUAGCAGGGCCUCACCUGUCAACAAACAAAUGAUUUUGCUAGCAAGCCAGUACUAGCACACUGUGGGUUCAUAUAAUAAUGGCUAUCUUCAUGUUUUUUAGUAUGUAUCAAGCAGGUGGUAAGGAUUUCUCUCUACCUAACACUCCAGCUAGAGUCAACAAACUUCCACUUGGAGAAGAUGUUGCUAGUCCCACACGACAAUUUUGUCCCAACACAGCAGACGAUCACGUUUCAGGCUCCAGGUUCUAGCACCUCUGGUAGUAUGUAGAGAACUACCAGAGACAAAUUGGGUCGUCUCAUUCUCUUUGGCAAAUCCCAGAUUGGCAACAAUUUCCAUUUUGGCACAUGUAGUUUCAGUGCAUGCAGACUGUUGCAGAUAUGAUCUCAAUAUGUCAGGGCACAUGCAAAAAACCAUGUGUCCCAAUAAAUGUACCCUGAACCUUACUUCACGUCUGUAAACAUUAUGCAUUUCCAGUACUUUCUAACUCAUCACCCUUCCAGACAUUUAGUUGAUUUCCUAAUCUCUGAAUUUUAAAGGCCUUCCGGACAGGUAUUGCCAUAUACUUUUGGGGGAAUCUAGAAUGCCCUAACUUGCAGUCAUCACAGCAGCAUCCAACAGCUGGCAUUACACUCAUGGCCCAAGAAAUGGCAGAAAGAUUUCUACCUCCGAUUUACACCAUUUACAGCGUGGCGCAAUCGCAUUGGGAUUGUCACAGGGAAUCUUCCCUCACACUGUAACUGAUCAUAGACUUAUCUGCACCUCACGCCUCGGCUACCCCAAGUCUCAACUCCCUCAUAACCUCCGAGGAGUUUUCAUUACAGUAUGCCACCAUUGUUCAUACCAUUACAGCUAUCACUCAAGCGGGGGCGAAGCCUGGUUAAGUAAAAGUGAUAUCACAAAUGCAUUUCAGACUGCCAUCAUCCACCCUACACUGGCACUUACAGGGUAUUUAUGGGCAGCAGUUAUAUAUUUCUUCUCCCGCUUAGCUUUCGGGUCAAGAGCAGCCCACAAUUUUCAAUAUAUUCGUUGAACUCUUUGCUGGUUGUGGUUAAACAUAUCCAGAUGCCCCACAGUCAUACACUCCCGAGAUGAUUUCUUGUUGGUCAAAGGGAACGCCUUUCCCUCUAGAAGCUUCAAGGAAGCCAUUAGUAUGUCUGAACACUUGGGUGUCCCAGUAUUCCCUAAGGUCACAGAAGACCCAGACACUAUCGUUACAUUCCUGGGCAUACAACUUGACUCGGCAUCCAUGCCAACAAGUUACCACGUGAGAAAUAGGAGCAGUCGCAACAACAACAAUUACCACCUCCUGCUUGGUACGUGCAACCGCAUGGAACUACAAUCCCUACCAGGUUCCUUAAAUUUUGCCAUGCACAUCAUACCGCAGGCCGCGCUUUCAUAUAAGACCACUUUGCUUUUUCCACACUCCCGCAUGAUGAUCAGGGGCUGUCCCUAGACAACCAAGCCACGGCAGACCUACACAUAUGGUGGACUUUCUUAACCACACGUAAUGGUAAACUAUUGUGACAGCAGCCAUGGCAGGGGGGUCAUUUUUUUUUUUUUUUUUUAUUCUUUAUUUUUGUUGUGCACAAAUAACAAUCAGUCUUACCCUGCCACAUCAGCAGGAGCAACAGUAUAAACACAUUUAAUAUGACCGUGGCAUUUGAUAUACCUGCACAUUUUAAAAAUAAAUGCUCAGUACUCGGUGCAUACAAAAAACGUGUGGUACCGUGUUCUGUCUUACAGUUGUACAGUGCAUUGGCAGAUUUUAUAUUGUAUACAAAAAUUGAAAAAUCGACUGGGUUAUUAAAGCAGAAUAACUUGUGUCUUUGCUUUGUAUAUCCAUUGGUAGAGCAUGUUUGUGGACAGUGUAGUUUUUAGCCAGACGGGGCAUUGUAUAGUUGUGAAGGUGGAUGCUUGCACCCCAGCCGGCGUGGUGUCCGCAUGGGCAAACGGACCGUAUAUGGGACGUGUAUGGGAAAAGGGCCCCAGCCCCCGGUCCUGUCUCCACUGGGCCUGUCUCGGGUGCGGUGGUGUAGCGUGUGAGGAGCCCCCGUGGUCUGCCAUUAGCAGUGUCAUUGGGGUAUUGCUGGGGCAGCUUCGGCAGGGGGGUCAUUUAUGGUCAAGGUCAUGGAUUACAUGAACCUCGCCAACAUAACCGGGCUCUGACUAAACUGGCCUUGUCCACCAGCACUCAACAUGCUUGCUACAGGGUUUUCCACUUAUACAAUACGUUUCAUGUUGGACCAUCACUUAGAUAGCUGGUUUGAGGUUUCACCACUUAUGGCCUUCGCCUCUUUUUGCCACCUUAAGUUAAAAAUUCUCACACAACACGGUUAAACUUAUCUCACGGGCAUUCAACACUAUACGUAUUUCUCCUUCCCAAACUACAAGGAUUCCUAUCCUCCUACCCCAUCCAUACUUUACUUAGAGACAUAGCCAAGCGGACGUUCCUGCUAAAUUCCUUCCUAACUAAAUACUGGCCAUAGACAUACAAUGUUCAAACCAUGUCAGAACCACUCGACCAUGCACCUUCUGGGCCACGCACCAAUGCAGUUAUCAAAACCUGCUACCUAUCUAACCUUUAACGGCUUUCUCAGGUCAAAAAAAUAACUAUCAGCAGCCAACAUCAUAAACAAGAGUGCCUGUUGACCUCUUAUCUUCUAAAACACACAGACCAUUAUUUCCGGUCCCUUCCUAAAACUAAGACGAGUCAGAUGGGCGAGCCAGUGCAAAUAACCUACUACCUUACAAGCAAUGCUGGGUGCCCAAUUAAGGUACUGGUUACUUUCUUGGGCACGCCACCAUAUGCACCACUGAACCAUUACUGUCGCUGUACGAUACUGUCCUUACCACAGGUAUGUUCAUGCACUAUGUCCACCUACUCAUUCACCGGGCUCGAACUAAACCCUAGCGACUACUCAGGGUACUCCUUUAGGAUAAGAGCAGCCUCCACGGCCUAUAUCCAAGACAUCCCCGCACACGUUAAGACACACGGGGCCGCUGGGAAUCAUAGGCUUAUGCGACUUACAUACCACAGCCGAUUCAGGAAUUAGGAAGCUUUCAUUAAAAUGUCUACCUGAUGGUUAACAAAUGCACUAUGAUCCUGUAUCAUGUUUUGCAUUAAUAUGUCUCUUUUUGCCCACUUUUUACCGGCCUACAGCAUACGUCGGUUUCGGCACACCUCAACCGAUUAUUCCUAAAGCUACAUCUCUACAACCCAUCUUAUUCUAUAUCAAAUGAGAAUGCCCCGAACACAAAUUGGAAGGCAUGGCCUGAAGUUGUGGGAGGGGCUAUAGACCUAUAAAAGGGACCCCCCCUUUCCCUACUUACCUUUGUUGGUCAGAUGAAUAGCCCCACCCUCCACUCCCAUUGUUCAUAUUUCCUCUAUGUAAGCCCACUUAUUACCGGCCUACAGCAUACGUCGGUUUCGGCACAGCUCAACCGAUUAUUCCUAAAGCUACAUCUCUACAACCCAUCUUAUUCUAUAUCAAAUGAGAAUGCCCCGAACACAAAUUAUUCUUAUUCUUAUUAUAGCUAAAUUUACCACACCAACUCCUCCCACAGUUUUUACACUACAUAGACAGAAAUAUGCCAAAACGUGCGGAUUGUUCCCGAUCAGAUUUCUAUUACUUUGUGGAACGUUUCGCCGAAUGGUUCACGGAAUAUCUUCGUUCUUGUGGCGAAAUUGGUCCCAUAGGAAUGAAUAGCAAAAUGUUCAAAACUAGAGUGGGAGCUGGCAAAAGCUCAUUUUCAAGCCCACCUAUUGUGAUUCUCACAAUAUAAAGCACUUCGCUGUAGGAUAUUGUGAUCCUUGUUUGCAGAUAGCACGGUUCUCUAGGGUAAACAACAGGCACAGUCCUUUUAUUUUCAUAUAAUCCAGGCACUUUAUUUGUAAGUCCACACAGGAGACAGCGGCAAAUGAAAACAAAUAUAAUAUAAAUCCCUAUAAACAAAAACCUAGCUCGUCUGAGCACUUACUAGCAUUAGGUUCCCUAUCUCUCAGGGGUUAAACUAGAACAAAACAAUAUUGGUUUCUUUAUCAGCUCUCUGCACUCCAGUGCUUAGUCAGCCUGUUGCUUUCCUUUCUACACUCCCAGUGCUCCAAGCCAGCCUUAACUGCUUUCCUUUCUGCACUCCCAGUGCUCCAAGCCAGCCUUGACUGCUUCCUUCUGCGCUCCCAGUGCCCAGUCUCCUUGACUCUCUCACUGGAGAGAACAGCCCCUCUCUUAUUGCUUCCAGGGAGGAAGCCAGCAAUCCCCCUUUACCUGCCUAGCAGGGAGGGGUUUAUUCCCACUGCUACAGCUGAUUAUCUGCAGCUGAUCAGUGGGUUGGAGACAGUUCCAAAAAACUCUGGCCUGGACCUUAUUUCUCCCAGUUGUGUAUAAACUGAGGAGUGGAGCAUUAGCCCACCCUGCUCUCCAAAUGCUCCACCCCAGGGGCCCAUAACUAAACUUUGGUUUGUGUUGCCUACAACACAUACUACACAUACUCCCCCUGGAGUUAAAUGUUAUAGGUCUAUCUGCCUUCACUUUAUCACAUAUCCUUCCCCCAGCUCAGACCCAUUGGGGGCGAGUGGCCUUCAAACACAAACCGUGAACAUUCAUAUCACCUAGGGCUGUACCAGCUCUGACUAGCUUCUCAGUUACAGGAAGUGGCCUGUGCGGAAAGGGUGCUGGUGCACCAAGCAACCUGAAUGGCAGUACUUUAUGUUGCCAUAACCCAUCGGGAGCAGAAGACGCUGUCCGUCCCUUUGCUUUCUCUGUCAGGGUAACCUGCCAAUACCCUAUGACCAGGUCCAAGGUACUCAGAUACCUGGCCUUACAUAUUCGCUCUUGUGUUUGAGCUACAUGUACUAUAGGGCAUUUAACAUUUGCAACCUCUGUAACAAACUCUACCUCUGCCGUGGGGUAUGUGCGGGGGUCACCAUGUGUACUCACAAUAUUAAUCAUUUGUCUUGUGUCACAUUUCUCUGGCUGGAGCAGAACACUUUUUAUCAAAGUAACCUCACUCCCUGAAUCAAUUAGUGCUUGUACACAAUUCCCUUCCACCAUCACCACUUUUAACUGUGCUGUAACACCAACACUACUCACCACACACAUCUUAAAGCAAGUCAAUACAAUCCUAUGCAGAGCCCUUUUUCUUAUGUCACAUUGUAUUGGCUCUUCACUCUCAGGACAGUUAUAUGUAAUAUGUUCUUGCAUGUGGUAGUUGAAGCAUCUGAGUUUUUUCUCAGCCUGGUCUCGUAGCCGUAAUGAGACUUUUGGGUACGUUCUACCAUCAUAACUAUAUUGUCCCAGGCUCAGUAUCAGGUUUUGUCCUUUCUUUCCAGUUCCCCUGCUUAUCUGGUUGCUAGUGGAUCUAGGCUGAUGAUCAAUACUGUGUGGCUCCUUAGCAGCCAAGUUCCUCUCAAUCACUGUGGCAAACCUAGCCACUUAAGACUAUUGCAUGUGUGGAUAUUAGAAGGUUUGCUGGCUGUGCAAACCAAGUGUAAUGUAGUAUGGAGCGUUAAUGCGAACAAGAGCGUUCGUAUGCUUGUAAUACGUGAAACCCAGCAUUGCCUAUGCAGUUUCACGAACAGUGAGUUUAACCCCUUAAGGACACAUGACAUAUGUGACAUGUCAUGAUUCCCUUUUAUUCCAGAAGUUUGGUCCUUAAGGGGUUAAACACUGUUCAUGAAACGAAUGACCUACCGAACGGUCGACCACACACAGGAGGUCGUGUGGCGCCCAUUAACCGAUUGCAACAUUGUUGCUAUCGGUAGUUAAUGACUUCCCUAGGUGGCCGUCGUUCGGCUACCGACCACGCGGCGUCUGCCAUCUUGAUUCCUUUAUUAGCCCAGCGGGGUUUUGCCAUCGAGCGCCUGGAACUAAAAACGGCUACUCGACGGCGCGAACCCCACUGGACUUCCAGGCUGUUCGGGAGUCCCGGCCGUUCGGUAGUUUGUUCCCCUAAUAUCAAUCGCUAUUUUAACCGUAUGUUGGAAAUAAUGUGUGUUUCGUACGGCGUUCGGUUAGUUAGACUGGGAGCUGAGCGGUAUUUCCACGAACUAUGCGCUCAGCCUCCAGCUAUCUACCGAACAUCCAUUCGUGUAAAACAAGUGAAUAUUGUUAAAGUUAUGGAUUUUUAUGUGAAAUGUAAGUUCUGCUGCACGGAGGGAUAAUCCCAUUAACUGUAUAUUCCAGUGGGAGUAUCCCUCUCGUCCAGCAGUGCAUUGUAACGGAUCACCUGGCACCCCGACUGGGUACCUCUGUUGAAGGAUGCUCCUAGCGCUUCCUGAGGACUCCAAGCACUGCAGCAGACACCACAACCACCCCAGACUCCGCAACCGCUGUAGCUUGACUGGAGUCUCACCGUCUUCCUUCCACCCUGGAUCAUGCUUUUCAGCUUGCUAAAGACUUCUUCUACUGCCUCUGUCAUCUUAUGCAGGAUGUCAGUAGCUUGGUUACGGGGUCCCUUGUCCCCAUGCUCCCUGCAGGGGGCAAUCUGCAAAACUUUAGUAAGGGCAGCUCUAUGCUCCUGCUGAGCAUCCCUCAGGUUCUUAACCUGUGCAGCCAGGAAAUGGUUGGUGUCUUGUUCUUUAGCAGUUGCCUGUACCACAGCCCUCAGCAGGUCCUCCAUUAUAGCACCAAGCAGGUAACAGUCUUAAAGGUACAGUGCUAUGUGUUUGCUUAACAGGUCUGCAAAAAUAAAAGUCCUCAAGCAGACUACCGAAUGACUGGCACACCCACAGACCCUCAAUGUGCUACUAUGCCUGCAUUCUCCACCAUAUUGCCAUAUUGUGAUCCUUGUCUGCAGGUAGCACGGUCCUCUAGGGUAAACAACAGGCACAAUCCUUUUAUUUGCAUAUAAUCCAGGCACUUUAUUUGUAAGUCCACACAGGAGACAGCAGCAAAUGAAAACAAAUAUAACACAAAUCCCUAUAAACAAAAAGCCUAGCUCGUCUGAGCACUUACUAGCAUUAGGUUCCCUAUCUCUCAGGGGUUAAACUAGAACAAAACAAUAUUGGUUUCAACAACCUAGUGUCUUUGUCAGCUCUCUGCACUCCAGUGCUUAGUCAGCCUGUUGCUUUCCUUUCUACACUCCCAGUGCUCCAAGCCAGCCUUAACUGCUUUCCUUUCUGCACUCCCAGUGCUCCAAGCCAGCCUUGACUGCUUCCUUCUGUGCUCCCAGUGCUCAGUCUCCUUGACUCUCUCACUGGAGAGAAUAGCCUCUCUCCUACCUGCUUCCAUUGAGGAAGCCAGCAAUGCCCCUUUACCUGCCUAGCAGGGAGGGGUUUAUUCCCACUGCUACAGCUGAUUAUCUGCAGCUGAGCAGUGGAUUGGAGACAGUUCCAAAAAACUCUGGCCUGUACCUUAUUUCUCCCAGUUGUGUAAAAACUGCGGAGUGGAGCAUUGGCCCACCCUGCUCUCCAAAUGCUCCACCCCAGGGGCCCAUAACUAAACUUUGGUUUGUGUUGCCUACAACACAUACUACACAUGUGGGUUAAAUGUUAUAGGCCUAUCUGCCUUCACUUUAUCACAAUAUAUAGUUUUUAAAAUACGACCGUUUGAAGUUGGCAACUGCCAAAAUACUCUGACCUGUGCCAGGCUGGAGCAGCAAGUGAUGUCAUAGACAGGGCCUUUUGUACACCUGCUAAUGUUUUUAUAAAUGUAUGUUUUAAUGUAACUGUGAAGCACUUUGGGCAACAACGUUGCAAUUAAAUGUGCUAUAUAAAUAAAUAAGUUACUCCGCCCACUCCAGUUGUAGACUACUGGUGGAGGCAAGAACACUUUACACAAUUUCCCCAGAAACUGUAGCUUUUCUAGUUAAGGGUUCUUGUAUAGCAAGACCACUUAAUGUUAUCUCACAUAUAUAUUUUUCUUAUUAUUAUAGCCAAAUUUACCACCCUAACUGCUCCCACAGUUUUUACACUACAUAGACAGUAAUAUACCGAAACGUGCGGAUUGUUCCCGAUUGGAUUGCUAUUACUUUGUGGAAUGUUUCGCCAAAUGGUUCACCGAAUAUCGUCGUUCUUGUGGCGAAAUUGGUACCAUAGGAAUGAAUGGCAAAAUGUUCAAAACUAGAGUGGGAGCUGGCAAAAGCUGAAAAAUCAGGAUAUGAUUUCUAAACUGCCACCACUCCCUCAUUUUCAAGUCCACCUACACAAAUCUUAUAUCAAAACAUUCAGCUAUCCCUGCUGCCACUAAAAAUGUCCACGGCUAAGCCAUAGUCCUGAUAGUUUUCACAAUAUGACCAUUUGUUUGCAACUCACGCCGUCAUUGAAAUUCAUUGAAACUUCACUCUAGCCAGCUCAAACUUCAAGGGCAAUUUCUAAACUGCGACUGUGCCUUAAUUUUUAAUACUUCAGAGACAUACUAUGCAUCGAAAUGUAGGUCUGGGUCUUGUGAUUCUCACAAUAUAAAGCUAUAAAGAUUUAUAGUUUUUAAAAUACGACCAUUUGAAGAUGGCAACCGCCAAAAUACUCUGACCUGUGCCAGGCAAGUGAUGUCAUAGACAGGUUGUAACGGAUCACCUGGCACCCCGACUGGGUACCUCCGUUUAAGGAUGCUCCUAGCGGACUCCAAGCACUGCAGCAGACAUCACAACCACUGAACCGGAGAAGCAUACGAAUGCUCUCAAGCAUAUGAAUGCUGUAAGCAGCUGAACAGGAAAAGCAUACAAUCAGCUUACACUCCUGGCAAUAAGCAUACAAUCCAAUUCCCCCAAUAACGAGACGACACUUCAUUUUGAGGUCAAGCAGAACUGCCUGUACUGGCACAUACAGCCUCUUUUAUUCACAUUCUACAAACAUAGUACUGCCCACAGGGUUUUGAAAUACAACCAAUCAAUCCGUACAAUACACACAGACACUCCCACACAAAAUCCUCCCCUCUGCCUGUGAUAUGAUUACUGAACACAAUGGUUAAUAUAAUUAUCACAGACAGAGAAAUACAGUAUUAUAAAACACAUCACAGGGCUCCCAAAACAUGCAAUAACCCCAUAAAAACCACAUAUCCACAAUUCACCCAGAUCCGUUCAGUAGUUUGGAAGAUACAGUUUAAUGCAGAUUCCGCAGAACAUAUACAGGCUAUAUGAAAAAUAAUUACUGUAUAAUGUGUCCCCUGUUGUAUAGUUUAAAACUACGGCACGAUGUCUUGGUGCACCAAAUACCGGCGAGAUGGCACCGUGUAGAAAAGUCCAAACAGUGUGAGUUAAAAUGGCCGCCAUCCAUUGUUCUCACCAUGUGCUUCAUCCAUUGUUCUCACCAUGUGCCUCUGAUACAGGAAAUGGUGGCCACCCAGUAACUCCACAGUAUGUCCCCAGAUGGUUCUUAAAGGGCCAGCAGCAGCACAACACAAAUCCAUUAUGCCCAAAUCAUGUCUUUAAAGGGCAAUACAUCCCAGGGGCCAUAGUCACAUGGCAGGAGGCUGGCAAUCAGUCUUCUCCAAUGGCCAGUGGCGAGGUCAGUUUCGCCACACAGGGCCUUUUGUACACCUGCUAAUGUUUUUAUAAAUGUAUGUUUUAAUGUAACUGUGAAGCCCUUUGGGCAACAACGUUGCAAUUAAAAGUGCUAUAUAAAUAAAUAAUCGUUACUCCGCCCACUCCAGUUGUAGACUACUGGUGAAGGCAAGAACACUUCACACUAUCUAGUUUUCUAUAUUAUUAAUACCUUAGGUUUCUUUGCUUCUGAGGAAUAAAAGAAAGAGAUAAGCCUAAAACUCGCCUCCGUGUCCUUAAUAAAAUCAUGACUUUACGUCAUGUAAUUAGUAAAAUCUGGUAAUUGUGUGCCACACUCCUAUUACUCUCCCAUAAUGGAUUGGCCCAAGAUAAAGCUUUACCUUUUAACUGAUUCAUCAUUCAUUCUUGAAUAUUACCAUCAAAAUGCAGGGGAGGAGAUAGGGAGAUAGUAGGUGCCUUGUGUACUAUAGGUGGAGGUAAAUAAGGUGGAGGAGCAGCCGCGGUUGCAGAUGCGCUGUUCGAGUAAGAAGCGUACUGAAGGCCUGGGCAAAUUGAUCCAUGCGGUGAUCAUUUUCUUCCAGUUUCCUUUCGCAAGCAGCUAUGUGCUUACACAAUUCUACAGGAUCUAUGGCCAUGUCGUAAUGUCAGGAUUAGAGUAUGAUCCAGCACAUAGAAUUGUGUAACACAGAGGACUGAUAGGUAACGUAUACCUGACCUUAGAAUGGCCGGACUAACGUACCAAAGAAUAGUCAGGAAUAGCCGAGGUCAAGGGAAACAGAGAGACACACAACGAUAAGGAAAAGUCAGGAGUCAGGGAUGCUAGAAAACAGCGAAGUCAAAAACAAUGCCAAAGUCAAAUAUCCAGAAUAACCAGAAUCAAUAACGCGCUCUCGGACAACCACAAUGGGAACCACGACAGGGCACUGAGCAGGAUGAGAACUGGGCCUAAAUACCCCUCCUCUAGAUCUUAUAGGCUGUAACCGGCCUUUGACCCCAAAGGCAGUUACCAGGUUCCCAUUUGCAUAAUUGCUGCUCAGCAUUAACCCUUCUGUGGAUUGAUUGCUGCUCGGCAGAACUUUUCCUGUCUGGACAGUAAAUGCCAUUAAUCACAUUUUUAUGUGCAGAUGAAUACGUGACAGAGCGAGAGGGAGAUACGUAUGGCCGCUAGCUCCUCCCCCCAGAACAUAACUUUUAAAUUAAAGAUAACACUAUUACUAUAAAGGUUUGUGUUGUGCUGAAAUUGCUUUAGACAAUACUUUCUCUAAACAAUUAUUAUUAUUAUUAUUAUUAUUAUAGAGACACUAAAUAGUCACUAAAACAGCUGUAUCUUAAUGAACCAGUUUUGGUGUAUAUAAUCAUGCUUCUGCUGUCUCAAUGCUCAAAUCUCCAGUUAAAUCACUUUGUUUAUACGAAUGUAGUCACACCUCCCUGUAUGUUAUUUACUUAAUGCGUGACCCCGACAGGACUAACAGACACAUAUUUAUAACCAGAUGAUUUGGACACAGUAACAGAGGGACUGAGGGCCUGCUCAGUGAGUUUACAUGUUAGAGGGAGUGGGGUAUAGUGACACAGUAACAGAGGGAUUGAGGACCCUGCUCAGUGAGUUUACAUGUUAGAGGGAGUGGGGUAUAGUGACACAGUAACAGAGGGAUUGAGGGCCCUGCUCAGUGAGUUUACAUGUUAGAGGGAGUGGGGUAUAGUGACACAGUAACAGAGGGAUUGAGGGCCCUGCUCAGUGAGUUUACAUGUUAGAGGGAGUGGGGUAUAGUGACACAGUAACAGAGGGAUUGAGGGCCUGCUCAGUGAGUUUACAUGAUAGAGGGAGUGGGGUAUAGUGACACAGUAACAGAGGGAUUGAGGCCCUGCUCAGUGAGUUUACAUGUUAGAGGGAGUGGGGUAUAGUGACACAGUAACAGAGGGAUUGAGGGUCCUGCUCAGUGAGCUUACAUAUUAGCGGAAGUGGGGUAUAGUGACCAUAACAGAGGGAUUGAGGGCCCCGCUCAGUGAGUUUACAUGUUAGAGGGAGUGGGGUAUAGUGACACAGUAAGAGAGGGAUUAAGGGCCCUGCUCAAUGAGUUUACAUGCCAGAGGGAGUAUGGUAUAGUGAAACAAAAGGUAAGGGUAGUGUAGAAAAGUAGGUUUCUAGAAUAGUAUUCUCUGAGGGCUUAAUGUUGUGUUGAUGACAGUUGCAGGAGAGGAAUUAGGGAGUGGGGAGGUAAAGUUUAAUUGAUAUGCUUUCGUGAUGAAGUGAGUUUUCAGUGAUUUUGUGAAGGAGUGGCGAUUGGGUGAAAGUCUAACAGAGAGGGGAAGGGUGUUCUAUAGGAACGGCGCAGCCCUAGAGAAGUCUUUAAGGUGAGCAUCAGAGGUAGGAGUACCAACAGAGGUUAGACGUAGGUCUCUGGCAGAGUGUAGGGGACUAGACUGGACAUACGUGUGUAUUAUGGAGGAUACGAAGGUUGGAGCAGCAUUGUGUAGAGACUUGUAAACAAGUACCAGGAUCUUAAAUUGAGCCCUGUAUCUUAUGGGAAGCAAAUGAAAGGAAGGACAGAGGGUUGAGGUGUGGAAGGUGCAGGCGGACAGGAAGAUGAGCCUCGCCACCGCAUUCAUUAUAGACUGUAACAGGGCAAACUGGGAACAUGUAGGACCAGUGAGAAGCGGAUUACAGUAGUCAAGGUGAGAGAAGACAACGUCACAUACCAGCACAUUAGCCACAUUCGGCGUUAAAUAGGGGCGGAUACGUGCUAUGUUUUUGAGAUGGAAGUGGCAAGAUUUGGCGAUUGACUGGGUUGAAGUAGAGGUAAAAGUCAAAGAACACCUAGGUAGUGAACUUGUGAGGUAGAGCUGACGGUAGUGUCGUUGAGUUGAAGGGAGACAGACAUGGUUCACCCCUACACACAUGCUGUGUGACCCUCAUUAUCUCAUCAGCAUUCACCCCUUCCCUAUGCUGUCUGACCCCCAUUAUCUGAUCAGUUUUCACCCCUCCCUCAUGCUUGCUGACUCCCAUUAACUGAGCAGUAUUCACCCCUCCCCCAUGUUGUGUGUCCCCAUUAUCUGAUCGGUAUAUACCUCUUCCCCAUGUUGUGUGACCCCAUUAUCUGAUCAUUAUUCACCCGUCCCCCAUGUUGUGUGACCCCAUUAUCUGAUCAGUAUUCACCCCUCCCCCUUGUUGUGUGACCCCAUUAUCUGAUUGGUAUAUACCCCUCCCCCAUGGUGUGUGACCCCAUUAUCUGAUUGGUAUAUACCCCUCCCCCAUGUUGUGUGACCCCAUUAUCUGAUCAUUAUUCACCCCUCCCCCUUGUUGUGUGACCCCAUUAUCUGAUUGGUAUAUACCCCUCCCCCAUGUUGUGUGACCCCAUUAUCUGACCAGUAUUCACCCCUCCCCCAUGUUGUGUGACCCCAUUAUCCGAUUAAUAUUCUGCUUCUUUGUAUUUAAACAGAUUUAUAUUCUGUGAAAUGGACAGAACUGUAAUGAUAUAAAUAUUGAUGGAUGGGAGAAAAUAAUCAAUUUAAUUGAUUUGUUGCUUCUUUUUAGAGUUUUUGGAUGAUGUCAUGGUUGAUGCGUGUAAUAAAUAUAACGGGCUCAGUUACCACACUUUGCCGACCCUCUUCUUGGAAUUUCACGGCACAGAGAGUGGAGUGCGAGAGCAAGUACAACAGACAGGUACUGAGUGUGCAUGAAACGCGCUGCCACCGAUAAGACUGAUGGUCCUGGCAGGGGCACAGGUUGAGCUAAGGCUAUUAUCCAACAUGGAAUAGGAAAGGAAACCAUGGGCUUUAAUUUAUAUAAAACAACUGCAACCAUUUUUAAAGCUAUGUCCAUCUGUUCCAAUUUCCCAGAGGAGAUAACUCAACUAAAUGGCGGCUCAGACUUCACUUGGGCGAGGGAUCAGGAGGAGAGAAGCAAGCUGUGGACUGCCCGGCACAACGCGUGGUAUGCCGCCCUGGCACUGCGUCCAGGAUGCAGGGUGAGAUAUCUGUUAAUACUAUUAAAGUACACUUCCACGUUAAUCAUCCUUAUGGUCUGAAUAUAAAGGACUAUAUUGUGAGGGAUCAUCUAUUGCCUAUUAAUAGUACAAUUACACUUUUAGUUUCAGACAUUUUUUAUGGAGACUGAAAAUUGUGAUAUCAAUGACAAGCCAUGGUUCAUCAUCAGCUGAGAAUGAGCAUGAAACAGGUUAAAGAACCUAAUUUUUACAAAAUUAAUUUCUUCUAAAUGCCCAAAUGUUUUCAUAUGCAUCUCUUGGUAUCUGGAUGUAGGUAUUAGUUUAUAGAGUUUGAGGAAAGUGGAUUAUAAAGUAAGAAAAUGUUUAUUCAAUUUUGUCAGUCCAUUGGUGGUUGUGACGAACUGAACCUCAUCACAGGUGCUUGGAGGGGCCUGCUGGCCAGCCUCUUGCCAAAAGACUACGGGCCAAGUCAACAAUUGUAAAGACCCAUAUUUAAUUUUUUUCUGGUUCCCCUGGUUUGGCACUUUCCACAGAACCAAACGCUAGCUCCCUGGCGGCCAUUCGCUUGGACCAAAACCGCGAAUAGACUUCAGAGGGACUUAGCCAGGAAUGCCCUGGAACUAUUUUCAGCAUGAAGACUUCACGCUUCCUGGUCGGUCGCUAGCUGCACUUAGCAACCGUUUUGGGCAUGGGACCAUGUGUGCGGUCGGUAAAACCUAUGACUUCCAUGAAAUUCCUGAACCCCUGAACUGAUCUGGGUGUUUUUUGGAUAUGAUGGUCACCCAGAUCAGGGCUAUCAGGGGAUAUUAUGUGUUUUAAGGUAUUUUGGGGGGUUUGUAAAAAUGUGUGUUUUUUGUGUUUGGAGAUAAUUAAGUUUAGUAUAGUGCUUGACUCAAUUAUCUCCUAAGUAAAGGGGAAGUCUUAUUGUAUUGUAUUUGGAACUGUCAUGCAUUUUAACACUGGUAUUAUUGGUCUGUGACUUUGUAACGGAGUUCCCCACAAGGUCCAUGUGGGAGUGCCCCUUGCAUGGGGAUUGUCAUAAAAGGCCAAGUGUGGCACCAUUAAAAUAAGUUCCUCUUCACACUCAACAUAGAACCUCGUCUCAGGUGUGGAGGGAACAGCUAUAUUCACUAUGGGGAUUGCUAUACUCAAUAUACUCCCCUGGGUUCUAAUCACUAGCUCUAAGAGCUGUUUCUGCUGUACUCUCUGGAGUAGGAGAGGUUCACCCACUGGAAGCUGGAUCCUGGUCUUGGAUCCAGGGUGGGUGGAGGACGGCAAGAUUCCCAACCAAGCUGCGUCGGUUUGUGGGAGUCUACGGUGCUGAUGGUGUCUGGUGGAGUGCUCGGAGUCCUCGGUGAGUACUAGGAGCAUCGAAUGGUGGAGGCACCCGGUCGUGGUGCCAGGCGGUCCGUCACAGUGGUGUCGUCGUAAGGAAAGAGCGUAUGGGUCCAAUCUGUAAGGAAGCUUGUCGAGUAGAAUAGAGAUCUACAUUGUGUAUCCAGUCGAUGGGACUCAUAUGUGAUGUGAUGGAGUGUAGAAAACUAUGAAUUUGAAAGCAACUUAAAAGCUUAAUGUUAAUGGCAGGGAAAUUAUCUUUUAAUUUAGUAUUUUUUUCGUAGAGGCGUCCACACAUUGUCCAAUUUCUCAUAGAUCUAGGUUGAACAACGCCCUUAACGGAAGAGGGUUGUUGUAGGGACAUGUUGGGCCACUGAUAUCUCUGCUAUGGCCAUCAUGAUCCCCUGUAUAGAUUGGGUAAAUCCCAGUUGUCGGGGGUAUAGAAUAUGAGUUAAGAUUUGCAACAUUUGACUCGCAAUUAUUAUUGAUAAAAGUUUAAUCAGGAGGCUUGAGGGUCAAAAUGGUCCUAGCCUCAGCUAGUCCCUUCAGGGAGCACUCAUUGAGGUAUAUGUCAUUACAUAGAGUGGUGAAGGGGUCCAAGAGGUGUCCCGCUGUUCACUGUGUUUUAAAGUAUUCUGAGUUGAAUCCAUUGGACCUGUGGCUUUCCCUAUGGGCUGGCUGGUGAUGAUAACACCUUUAAAAAAGAAUUGGCACUUUUAGUAAUGGAAUGCCACCAUUAAUAACAAAUUGGCACUUUUAGUAAUGGAAUGCCACCUUUAAUAAAGCAUUGACACUUUUAGUAAUGGAAUGCCACCUUUAAUAACACAUUGGCACUUUUAGUAAUGGAAUGCCACCUUUAAUAACACAUUGCCACUUUUAGUAAUGGAAUGCCACCUUUAAUAAAGAAUUGGCACUUUUAGUAAUGGAAUGCUGUAACGAAUCCGCUAUACUGACUGAGUAUAUCUGUUAGAAGUCUCCCAAAUCCCAAGCGAAGCAGUGAUUAAAGCUCUUGGUUACGCAAACAUCAGCCGAGACUUGAUGAAGGGUACAACAGGAUCUCUUUAUUAAAGGCCAGAUGCACAGACCCCCACUGGGGGUCUCCACCCACAGUAAUGUAAAACAUAAGCCCGCCCCGGCAUCGCUGUGUCUUGGAGAUAAUUGUAUCUCCCAGGCACAGGAAGCCGACACACAAAAAUACAUAUAAUACAAUAAUGCAUCCCCGCAUGUCGUACAUCCCUAAAUAGCUCGUGGUCCCAGCUAGGAUCCCUGCAAAUUUCAGGGCAAUCGGAUGUACAGACCCUGGGAAGUUGUCAUGUAAAGUCUGGUCUCGAGGAUCUGUUCAUACCCGAAAAUAGUUCUAUAAGAUCACUUGGUUUCGCGCCUAAACCAAGCAGCGGCCAAUUGACAGGAUUACUAAAUGAUCCAACAUGUAGGAUCCAACACUUAGGAUCAAUAGGUAACGUAUUACCAGGCCUUAGAAUGGCCGGAGAGACAAUGAUAAGGGAAAGCCAGAAGUCAGGGAUACCAGAAUACAGGGGAGUCAAACGAAGCCAAAGUCAAAAACCAGAAUAUAAAUGCUCAGGAACACACUCUCGGGCAACCACUAUAAAAACCACGGCAGGGCAAUGAGGAAAAGUAAUUUUGAGCUUAAAUAUGCGCUUUACAUUUCUGAUUGGCCGAGAAUGGCCUUUUACCCCAAAACGUGCGCGCACAUCUCCCGCAUGACGUCACGCGCAUGCCGAUGUCGUCAUUAACGUGGACGGGCGUGGAGGUAUAAUUUGGCGUGGAUCCGCAGCGGCCGGCAUCUAUUGACAUUUCGCAAGAGUCAUUUCUGCAGGCGCACGGCCGCUGGGCACAAAUACCGCAAGGUGAGGAGGAAUAGGUUAAAUUACCACCCACCUGAAGACCAGGCUUGGACCGGACCAGGCUUGAGAGGAAAUUUGGCAUGAAAGGAACAAAUUUUGCGGCCAGCAUGGAUGUCAGAGGCCAGAACUUAAGAACGUUCAGCAGGCCCAUACCCCCUCCAAUCAACCAAAUACUGUAAGGUGCCACAAGAAAACUUGGAAUUAAUUAUGGAGGAGACCUCAUACUCCUCCUGUCCAGAAACAACCAAUGGAGGAGGGGGAACACUGGGGACAGUAUAUCUAUUUCAAACAAGUGGAUUGAGCAAGGAGACAUAAAAGGUGUUGGGAAUAUGCAAAGAAGCAGGAAGUGCCAGAGAAUAAGAGACAGGAAUAAUUCUCCUAAUGAUAUGGAACAGACCAAGGAACCUGGGGGCAAACUUCAUGCUAGGAACUUUCAGCCUAACGUUGCACGAUGAUAACCACACCCUCUCACCCACUUGGUAAACAGGGUUGGCACUCUGCCGUUUAUCAGCAUAAUACUUGAAACGAUCAGCUGCAGUUUCCAGAGCGGAGUGAACCUUGGUCCACGUCUAAUGGAUAGAAGCAAGGUGAUCAUCCAAAGCAGGUAUAGCCAUGUCAGAGAAAACAGCUGGUAGUACAGUAGGAUGACGACUGUUAUUAAUGAAGAAAGGACUAUGACCAGAAGGGUCAUGAUUAGCAUUGUUUCUAGCAAACUUGGCCCAGGGAAGUAAUUAUCUUGAGUGCUAUUAACAAAACAACGCAAGUAUAAUUCCAGAGACUGGUUAGCCCUCUCAGCCGUGCCAUGGAGAUGGUGCCAUGGAGAAAGCCCUCCAAAACCAAGACACAAACUGAGAACCUCUGUCAGAGACAAUAUUGUGAGGGAUGCCGUGUAAUCGGACAAUUUCACGUAUAAAAAUAAGAACUAAGUCUUGAAGUGGGACAAAAUGAGCCAUCUUGGAAAAUCGGUUAACCCCCAUAAGGAUGGUGGUAUAGCCAUUAGAACUAAGAAGUUCCACAAUGAAAUCCAUGGACAAAUGGGACCACAGGACACUGGGUACGGCAAGUGGAUGUAAUGAUUAAAACGGAAGUAUGAGGUACUUUAGAAACUGCACACACAGAACAGACCUACACAUAUUCCUUAACAUCUUUUCUGAGGGAACCCCACCAAAAUGAUCUCAUGAUCGCGGAUAUAGACUUAUUAAUUCCCAGGUGUCCAGCAGUCACGUUGUUAUGGAAUACUUUCAUGACAUUUUUCUUUUCACCCAAUGGAACAAACAAUCUAUCCAGUGGUUUAUUGCAUGGCGCCUGAGACUGAACCUCCAUGAUGGCGCCAAGCAGAAGAGACGAUAAGGAAAGGACAGUGGAAGCGUUAAUACACUCAGGAGGAAUAAUAGGGGAUGUCUCCUGUUCCUGUACUGAUUCAGUAUCAAACUGUCUAGAUAAGGCCUUCACAUUUUUGAGACCAGGUCUAUAAGUUAUUAGAAAGUUAAAGCGAGAAAGGAACAGAGACCAUCUAGUCUGUCUAGAAGAUAGUCAUUUAGCACCCCCUAUAUAAGCCAAAUUUUUAUGGUCAGUAAUAAUCAACAGGGGGUCCUUGGAACUCUCUAAAAGAUGUUGGCAUUCAUUGAGUGCUAGUAUAUUGGCCAACAAUUCUCUAUUGCCAAUAUCAUAAUUGUGCUCAGCAGGGGACAACUUUCUACUGAAGUAACCACAUGGAUGCAAAGGAGUAUCCUGGCUCUCCCUCUGGGAGAGAACAGCCCCCACCCCAGUCUCGGAGGUAUCAACCUCCAAUAUAAAGGGUUUGCUGGUGUCGGGAUGAAUCAAUAUGUCAGCAGAAGCAAACCUUUGUUUGAGGAGUUCAAAAGCUUCUCUAGCCUCCUUAGACCAUAUCGUACUGCUAGUCCCCUUGCGUGUCAUAUUGGUGAUGGGGGCUACCACAGGAGAGAAUCCUUUGAUAAAUCUCCUGUAAUAAUUGACAAACCCAAUAAACCUUUGAAUGGCUUUUAAUCCAUUGGGCAAAGGUCAAUUUAGAACAGAUUCUAAUUUAUGAUGAUCCAUCUGAAACCCAGAGGGAGAAAUGUUAUACCCUAAAAACUGUACUUCAGUCUGAUCAAAGAUGCAUUUUUCCAGUUUACAAUAAAGCUGUUUUUUUAGUAAAGUUUGCAAUACUUGUUUAACAUGUUCAUGGUGAAUCUGAGGGUCGGGGAAUAUAUAAGGAUAUCAUCCAGAUAGACUAGGACAAAUUAAUAAAUAUAGUCCCUGAGUAUGUUAUUAAUAAAGUCCUUGAACACGGCCGGAGCAUUGCACAACUCGAAGGGCAUCACAAGGUACUUCUAGUGUUAAAUGCCGUUUUCCACUCAUGAUUUUCCUAUAUCGUUGCCAAAUUAUACGCACUCCAGAGGUCAAGUUUGGUAAAGACUUUAGUACCCUGGAGUCUGUCAAACAAUUUUGAAAUGAGGGGAAUGGGAUAGGCAUAUUUAAUGGUGAUUUUGUUUAAUGCCCUGUAGUCAAUGCAUGGACAUAAUUCACCAUCUUUUUUAGACACAGAAAAGAAUCCUGCACCAGCAGGCGUGGAUGAUUUACGUAUGUGGCCCUUGCGUAGGGAGUCUUGGAUGUACUCCUCCAUUAUUCUACUCUCCUUUUGCUCAAAGCAUAUACUGCUCCCUUAGGUGGCAUAGCGCCAGGUAGUAGGUUUAUGGAGCAGUCAUAUGGUCUGUGAGGAGGUAGAAUAUCGGUUCGACUCUUACUGAAUACCUCCUUAACCCUUGCAUGAAGAGUCCUUCUUGUUACAUUUGAUCGUAAUAUCGAGGAGAAACCUAUUUUUUGUUAUUUCCAGAGGACAUAUCCAUUAAACCUAAGACCUGUCCCCUUAAGGUUCUUAGGUGCGGAGGUUUUCCAGACGUAUGGGACAAGCACUCCUCAUAUGUCCUCUUCUACCGCAGUAUAGGCAUAGGCCCUCUUUUCUCCUAUAUUGUCUUUCUGCCUCUGACAGUCUAGUGACCCCCAACUGCAUGGGUUCGGAUUCUGGACUUUGUAGGGAGGUCAGGAACAACAGGUCUGGAAAAAUGAGGUGCCAAUGACAUGUUUCUAAUAGCUUCUCUGGUUCUCAAUAAGUUUUUUGGGUAAGUCUAUGGCAGAAAUCUCAUCCAAAAUAGUCUCAGAUAAUCCUUUCUUAAAUGCAGAGAUUAAUGCGGAGAUUAAUCCGCUGUUUGUCCAGUCUACCUCAGAAGCCAAGGUGCGAAAUUCUAUGGCAUAAUCCGAGAUAGACCGGUUCCCUUGUUUGAUAUGCAUUAGGGCAGUGGAGGCUUCAUCCUUCCUGCCCAAUGGUUCAAAUGUUAAUUUAAAUUCCGCAAGGAAUUCCUGGUAAUUGUGUGCAAUGCUCCUAUUACUCUCCCAUAACGGAUUGGCCCAAGCUAAAGCUUUACCUUUAAGUUGGUUCAUCACGUAAGCAAUAUUAGCUCUGUCUGUGGGAAAAGAACCCGGUGAGGCCUCAAAAUGAUACUCAAUUUGAUUUGGGAAUACCCGACAUUCCCAAUACUACCACAAAAUGCAGGGGAGGAGAUAGGGAGUUAGUAUGUGCCUUAUGUACUAUAGGUAGAGGUGACACAGUCGGAGAAGCUGCAGGUUGCAGAUGGCUGUUCGAGUAAGAAGCGUACUGAAGGCCUGGGCAAAUGUAUACAUGCAGUUCCUUUGGUCCCAAUCUCACAAAAGGGAUUCCUGGAGUUCUACUUUUGGCUACUGGGCCAUGGGUAUCCCUAGAUUCCUCAUCACCUACCCAAAUAGCACAUGACUGGUGGUUGGGAGACAGAGCAAAUUCAAUCAAAGUUUUACUGGAUCGUGGUACCAUUCUGAUUUGGUAACAGUUCUGUGGCAGAACCACUGCUUAUUUGUAUGUUUUCCCUGUGUCUUGUGUGUUUUCCCAUUGGUUGUGUGUACUGUGUUAUUCCCCAUUCGGGACGGCCAUACGAACGGAAUCUUUUCAUCUCCCAAACGGGGACCAUCCCAUUGCCCCAAGUGUUUACCCAAUUAAUUAGAACGGUCGUGCCUGGUGUGUGACGCGAAAGAGCAAGGGAAGUAAUUAAUGAGUGCUCCCCUAGGUGGCGCCAUUUCAUAUAGACGAUUACCAACCAGGGGGAGCAUUUGUGUCCAGUGGAGACGCUUCCCUUGCAUGGUUACAGCACAGGAACCUCCUCCACUGAAGCUGGUCGGGUAAUGCACCGUUGCUUCUGAGGUUGGUGGGGACACUUUUGGUGCAUUGGGAAGUUUGGCGAGCUUUUUUGUGCAUGGGGGACAGUGAGACAAUCUCUUGACUGUGCUCCCAGGCACAGAGGCUCCUAGGGUGAAGAUCCCCUGUCGUUUUGUGUAGGAGUGUCCUCGCCUGAGUGGCGAAACAACUAUACUUAGGAGACAAAGGGACAGCGACACAGAAUCCCUCAGAUAGCCCUGAUCUAGGUGACCAUCCUGGGAAAAAUCACCCAGAUCAGUUCAGGGGUUCAGGAAUUUCCUGGAAGUCUUAUUUUGACCGACUGACUGGAAUAAAAUCAGUUGUACUGGCUGUGCGGUCGGUCUACCAGUUACUGGGGGGAAAUGGAUAUAAAAUACCUAAUGGUUCAUGAGCGGCUGAAGGAAGGUAUGUGGAGGUUCCGGCUUAUUCUUACCGGUCCUCUACAAGUUCCAUGGCGAUUAAGGAACAUCUGUUCAGGCACUAGAUGCGAGAAUGGAUCCAGGUCGAGUGUCCGCUCCAGCGAGUAGUAUUCGACCUGGGGCCACCACUCAUUGUGCUUGUUAAGAUGGCCACCGCCACAGUUCGAAUGCGCUUCGGACCACUUCGGGAAUUCAAAGUGCCACUUCAAAUCACUUCGGGAGUUCGAAGUGCUGCUUCACAAAAGUUUAUUACAUGGGCCAUAUUCACAGGGCAGGAGGCUGGCAAACAGGCUCCUCCAAAAGCCAGUGGCGAGGUUAUUUUCGUCACAGUGUGUGUAUAUGCUAGUGCAGGGACGGACUGACAGUGGCCUGGGCCCCCAGGCAAAAUUAGCACCUGGGCCCCCAGCAGACCGAUAUUUAUGCUGGUGUAGGUGUACCAUGUAUUUGAUUGUAUGUACAUGUAAAGUGAAAGUAUGUUUCUGUGUGUAUAUUCACUGUGGCGCUAGUGUAAGUGAAUAUAUGUAGGUCUUGUGUGUAGGUCAGGAUAUGUAGAUUCAUAGUAUAUUAUACAUGUUUUUGGUUUUGUAAACAUGGUAGUAUUUUUUUUUUUUAAUUCUUUAUUUUUGUAUUGCCAUACAAUAGAGGGGGACUUUCCAUGAAUGGAGGAGGUAGUUUUUAUCAUACAGGUCAUGUUCGUAUUAACUUCCUAGGUUAGAGUUUUCUCAGGGAUCCCAGAUCUUCUGAAAAGUUUUUAAGGAGCCCCUUAUCCUAGCCGUUAGGUUGUCCAUCAAAUGGACCUCUUUUAUCCUGUUUAUCACCCCUGCCAUGGGUGGUGUGCCUGGUUUAAGCCACUCUGAGGCUAUGGCUCUCCUAGCUGCUAACGUAAUUUUGUGGAUGAGCUUUUGUUCAUGCCUAGUCCAGCCAUCUAUGGAUCUGUUUAAUAAGAAUAGCCAUGGAUCUAGGUCUGGGGAUUUAGAAAAGACCUGCGACAACAGGGCUUGUAUCCGUUUCCAAAAUAUGACCAUAUGAGGGCAUUCCCACCACAUGUGGACAUAAGUCCCUCCAGGCCGCAGCCCCUCCAGCACACAUGUGUAGGGUUUUUUUUUCAUUUGAUGUAGUUUAACCGGGGUAGUGUACCAGCGAAGCAUAGUUUUGACAGAUUGUUUCUGAAGGGUAACGCAUACGGAAGAGGUAUGGUUAGCCUCCCAAAUCUCUUGCCACUCAAUGCCUUCCAGCAUUGCCCCUAGGUCUCUCUCCCAUUUAUCCAUAUAGGCUAGCUUACCCCAGUCCCCAGCUUCUGAACAGAGGUGGGCAUACAUAAGCCUUAUCAUGCCUUUAGGUAUGGUUUCUUGAAGGCAGAUGUGUUCGAAGAACGUAAUCUUUUGCAGGGCUGCUGCUUUGAUGUGUGCUAAUUUUGCGUAAUCUUUAAGUUGUAUGUAUCAGAAAAAAUCUGAGGGGGCAAGGUGGCCCCGCUGUCUUAACGUAUCAAAAGGGAUGACCUCUGGUCCCUGGUACAAUUGGCAGAUGCGUUGUAACCCUAUUCGCUCUAAGUUUUUGAAGGCUCUAGCUGUCAUUCCGGGGGUAAAGGCCUUAUUGCGUAAGUAUGGCAUUAGAGGAGACGGGUCAGAUGCUAAGUGAAACUUAUAUUUAAGGGAGUUCCACAUCCGCAAGGAGUUGAUUAUAGUCAGGCAGGUGACCCUUAUCUCGGGUCUGUGUUCUUUAGGGACCCACAUGAGGAGCUGUGGAAUGUCCGCGUCCGUCAUGAGAGAUUCUACGUCUGCCCAUUUUCUGUCUCCUGGGGGAGAGUGCCACAUCGCCACUUGAGUCAAUUGAGUCGCUGUGUAAUAGUAAUAUACGUUUGGGAGACCCAGGCCCCCUUUCGUCUUUGGCCUACAUAAAAUGUAUCUGGAAAUUCUAUGUCUUUUGUUCUGCAAGGACGAUCUGGGGACGCGGAUGGGCAGCGCUUGAAACAAAAAUAGAACUCUAAGCAAAAUGUUCAUUUUAACAGCGUGAAUUCUUCCUGUUCACGAAAUAGGUCUGUCCACCCACGUCUCCAUCUCCCGUAUCAGCUGUUUCAUCAAUGGUGUAUAAUUUUGGUCGUAUAAUUUUUCUGGAUUUGCUGUCAGGCGAAUACCUAGAUAUUUAAGUGUCUGUUGUUCGCUGGUACUCCUAUUGGGAGGGCGCUAGACUUCGCCAUGUUUGCUUUGUACUCCGAAAUAGUCCCAAAGUCCCUUAGCAACCACUGCAGGGCUCCUAUUGAGUUCACCGGGUCGGUGACCGCUAGGAGCACAUCAUCCGCAUAGGCUGAAACCAGAAAUUCCCUGCCUCCCACUUCAACACCCUUCACGCCCGGGUGGCGCCGUAAUGCCUGUAAUAGGGGUUCAAACGACAGUACAAAUAGAAGGGGGGGAUAGAGGGCACCCCUUUCGAGUACCAUUGAAAAGGUGAAAAGGGCAAAGCGGGGCUCCUGAGAUUUUCACCUGCGCUCUGACAUUAGUAUACAUCGCUCUUAAUAAGGUCGUGAACUGUUCAGGGAACCCUAGAUGGGUCAGGAGCGAGAACAGGUAAGGCCACUUCAUUCUGUCAAACGCUUUUUCAGCGUCGAGCGAAACAAACAUCGUUGGUAGUAUUUUUUUGUGUGUGUGUUUGUGUAGCAUGGCAGUAUGUAUAAGGGGGUAUUUGUGAAUUUUGGCAAUGUGUUUGUAUGAGGUAUGCAGGCCUCCAAAUCUUGAGUCUUAAUUACAAACUAAGUGUCAGGAAUACAAACGUGUAUUCCCCCCUUAAAAACUUGAUUUACUCACCUUUUUUCCAGCACCGACCAAAUUAAUUUAGAUGAUCUCAGCCAACCCAAUGCUCUACCAUAGGAAAGCACUGGAACACUAUUGUGCAUGUGCGGCAAAACGCCACACUGUGCCAAUCACCAUCUCCUCACAGAGAUGCAUUGAAUCAGUGUUUCUCUAUGACAAGUGUGACGAAGUGCCCUUCGCCACUUGUGCCUGGAGAGGACUGCUUGCCCGCCUCUUGCCCUGUGACUAUGGCCCCUGGGAUGUAUUGCCCUUUAAAGACAUGAUUUGGGCAUAAUGGAUUUGUGUUGUGCUGCUGCUGGCCCUUUAAGAACCAUCUGGGGACAUACUGUGGAGUUACUGGGUGGCCACCAUUUCCUGUAUCAGAAGCACAUGGUGAGAACAAUGGAUGGCGCCAUUUUAACUCACAGACACUGUUUGGACUUUUCAACACGGUGCCAUCUCGCCAGUAUUUGGUGCACAGAGACAUCGUGCAGUGGUUUUGGACUAUACAGCAGGGGACACAUUAUACAGUGAUUGUUUUUCAUUUAGCCUGUAUAUGUUCUGCAGAAUCUGCAUUAAACUGUAUUUUCCAAAGUACUGAACGGAUCUGGGUGAAUUUUGGAUAUGUGGUUCACCCAGAUCCCCCGGUUCCAAGGAUAUACUUUUUAUGGGGUUAUUGCAUGUUUUGGGGUCCCUGUGUGUUUUAUGAAACUGUAUUAUUUCUGGCCAGCAGAUAAUUGAGCUUUGUGUAUUUUAGAAACUCAAUUAUCUAGCCUGGCCCAGAGGAGGAGUUUUGUGUUGCAUAAAUUGUGAGUUCUGUGUGCCAGUAAAUCAGUCUUGUUCCAGCAUUAAGCCUUGGCUCAUGUUUGGGGGAUUGGAGAAAUACACUCUGGGGAUUGCUAUAAUCACUAUACUCCCCAGGGUAUGAUCACUAAGUUCUGCUAAGAGCUUGUUCCUGUUCCUGCUCUCUGGGGAAAGAGAGGUUCACCCACUGGAAGCUGGACCCUGGCCUUGGGUCCAGGGUGGGUGGAGACAGCAGAGACCCUGGCGCAGUUGCAUCGCUGGAAGUGGGGUCUGCAGUGCUGAUGGUGUCGGUUGGAGUGCUUGGAGUCCUCAGUGAGCACUAGGAGCAUCGAUUGGCGGAGGUACUCAGUCGGAGUGCCAGCGUUCCGUCACAUUUGGUGGCAGCGGUGGGAUGGCGUCCUAGUGCGAGGACCAGCAGCUCAGAGACACCGGUAACGUGUGGAGUUACGGAUUUAUAAUUGAGGGCAACGCUAGCCUCUGCGCAGCGUCCCUACCUACAGCAACAUGGAGCUAGCAAGACCCUGGACAGCAGCCAGUGAAUUGCAAAUCCGCCUGUCACAGUGCUAUGAGGGUGCUGAUUUCAUGAAGGAAGUAAAGGCGCGGCUGGUCUGGUUUGGCCCAAACCCUUCAGAUGAGGUGGUCCAUCAAGUGAUGCGCCUGUUGAGUGCUGAGAACCAAGACGCACGGAACUACGAGUACCAACUGUGGAGUUUGGGGGUAUUGACACCCCGUCUCCAGCGACAGAGUGAGUUACAGGGAGAGGAGAGCAGCGACCUCCCUUCCCAGCGGCAGUGCACCGUACAGAGGGAAGAGACAACCGGUCUCUCUCCCCAGCGGCGGCCUGAGUUCCAGGAGGAGGUGAUGGUAGAUCCCUCCCCCGUACAGCAACCAGCGUCCUGGGGAGGGGAGGCAACCGGCCUCCCUCUCCAACAGCAGCCAGAGGUGGGCGACCUCAUAGACUUGUCCUGGGGACACAGAGAGAUGGCAAGCGGAGAUGGGACCGAAGUCUCUCUGCCAGCCCUACAGGGAUGCUGGGCAGUCAGCCCAGGUCCCCAGCGGCAGUAUAAUAUACAGGGAGAGGAGACAACUGGUCUCUCUCCCCAGCGGCGGCCUGAGUUCCAGGAGGAGGUGAUGGUCGAUCCCUCCACCUUACAGCAACCAGCGUCCUGGGGAGUGGGGGCAACCAGCCUCCCCCUCCAACAGCAGCCAGAGAUACCGGGAGAGGGGGAAGACAAACCUAACCACACUGGCGCAGAUGGGACCGCGGUCUCUGUGCCAGUCCUACAGGGAGGCUGGACGGGCGGUCCAGAUCCCCAACCAACCCCGCAGGGAUGCCAGGAGGAGGAGGUAAGCGAAACUUCCCCUCCCCAGCUACAUCCCAACUGGGGGGGGCAGUGGAUGAGCCUGCGAUACCCACUGACCCCCUCCCAGCAGAAGAGCUGGCAUCUGGGCAGAGCUCUGUUAGCCUCUGCCCCCCCUUUUCCCCUGUAUCAGAGCCUGACUUACCACGGGUUACCCCAGUGGAAGAGCUGGCAGCAGGGCAGAGCGCCGCUGGCCUCUGCCCCCCAAGCAACACCAGCAGUUUGCCUAGCUGCACCAGGGAGACCGAGAGUGCUGCGCUGUCCCACUACAAACUUGAACCUACAGGCCAGUACCAUUUAUUGUGGGGGGGUUACUCUGCGUAUUUUUCUUUGUGGGUGGGCUGCCCGACUAAUCUAGGUACUGACCGGCAGAAGGUCAGGUACCUGUUUAGUCUUCCCCCCAAAGGGAGGAUGUGUGACGAAGUGCCCUUCGCCACUUGUGCCUGGAGAGUGCCAGCGUUCCGUCACAUUUGGUGGCAGCGGUGGGAUGGCGUCCUAGUGCGAGGACCAGCAGCUCGGAGACACCGGUAACGUGUGGAGUUACGGAUUUAUAAUUGAGGGCAACGCUAGCACUUGUGCAGCGACCCUGGCUUCAGAGGAACUCAAGGGAUAGAGCUAGCUACGGUUAGCGUCCCUAUCCACAGCAACAUGGAAGAGGAGUUUCGCUGGAGGUUGCAGCAGCACUUGGCCCAACAGGACGGGCCUGUAUCAGAGGAGUGCAUACUGGACUGGAGAGAUGUCACUCGUACGGAGAUGUGGCACGAUGCCCUGGAAAAGGUACAACGGCGGCGGGGAGAGAGCCUUCCCAGUGACGAGCAGCGGUUCCAGGUACUCGAGGCCCUGCGCUCCCCUUUCCUAGGGGAGCAACCCUUGGAUGAAUGGUUGUUGGAACUCUGGGAUUUAAUUUGGAAGGAGUUGUGGCUAGAUGCAGCUUACCGGGCAUUAAAGUGGUACGCCACCCAGCGCAACCCCUCGAUGACUAACCACUAUCUGCCCGAGGGAGAGGAUUAUAAUGGCCCAGGCUUACUGUGGGAGGCCUAUGAGGAGGGCGAUGACUUUGGAUGCCCCACAGAGUUUCGGUUCUGGGACAUCCACAACAUCAGGGAAACCCUGCUGGAUCUUCCCCGAGCGGACGACCUGGGGCCAGACCUGAGUCAUCUGGUCGCAAUGGAGUGGGGGCUGGAGCAGAGCUACCGACGCCUGUUCAACUUAGCCCAAUCACCGUCCCUCGGCCCAGAGGAUUACCUGGACACCCUACCCUCUUCUGUCCAACCAGCCCCAGAGGUGAGCAACCUUAUGGAACGGUCCUGGGAAGACCCACAGAUGGCAGGUGAAGAUGGAACCGAGGUCUCUCCACCUGCCCCACAGGGAUGCUGGGUACCCGGCCCAGAUCCCCAGCGGCAGUGUAUCUCACAGGGAGAGGAGACAACCGGUCUCCCUUCCCAGCAGCAGCCUGAGUUCCAGGAGGAGGUGAUGGUAGAUCCCUCCCCCAUACAGCAACCAGCAUCCUGGAGAGGGGAGGCAACCGGCCUCCCUCUCCUCCACCAACCAGAGGUACCUGAGGUAGUGGACCUCAUAGACGUGUCCUGGGGACACACAGAGAUGGCAAGCGGAGAUGGGACCGAAGUCUCUCUGCCAGCCCUACAGGGAUGCUGGGCAGUCAGCCCAGGUCCCCAGCGGCAACAUAAUAUACAGGGAGAGGAGACAACUGGUCUCUCUCCCCAGCGGCGGCCUGAGUUCCAGGAGGAGGUGAUGGUUGAUCCCUCCACCUUACAGCAACCAGCGUCCUGGGGAGUGGGGGCAACCAGCCUCCCCCUCCAACAGCAGCCAGAGAUACCGGGAGAGGGGGAAGACAAACCUAACCACACUGGCGCAGAUGGGACCGCGGUCUCCCUUCCCAGCAGCAGCCUGAGUUCCAGGAGGAGGUGAUGGUAGAUCCCUCCCCCAUACAGCAACCAGCGUCCUGGAGAGGGGAGGCAACCGGCCUCCCUCUCCUCCACCAACCAGAGGUACCUGAGGUAGUGGACCUCAUAGACGUGUCCUGGGGACACACAGAGAUGGCAAGCGGAGAUGGGACCGAAGUCUCUCUGCCAGCCCUACAGGGAUGCUGGGCAGUCAGCCCAGGUCCCCAGCGGCAGCAUAAUAUACAGGGAGAGGAGACAACUGGUCUCUCUCCCCAGCGGCGGCCUGAGUUCCAGGAGGAGGUGAUGGUCGAUCCCUCCACCUUACAGCAACCAGCCCUCAACCCCUCCAACAGCAGCCAGAGAUACCGGGAGAGGGGGAAGACAAACCUAACCACACUGGCGCAGAUGGGACCGCAGUCUCUGUGCCAGUCCUACAGGGAGGCUGGACGGGCGGUCCAGAUCCCCAACCAACCCCGCAGGGAUGCCAGGAGGAGGAGGUAAGCAAAACUUCCCCUCCCCAGCUACAUCCCAACCGGGUCCUGGGGGCAGUGGAUGAGCCUGCGAUACCCACUGACCCCCUCCCAGCAGAAGAGCUGGCCUCUGGGCAGAGCUCUGUUAGCCUCUGCCCCCCCUUUUCCCCUGUAUCAGAGCCUGACUUACCACGGGUUACCCCAGUGGAAGAGCUGGCAGCAGGGCAGAGCGCCGCUGGCCUCUGCCCCCAAGCAACACCAGCAGUUUGCCUAGCUGCACCAGGGAGACCGAGAGAGCUGCGCUGUCCCACUACAAACUUGAACCUACAGGCCAGUACCAUUUAUUGUGGGGGGGUUACUCUGCAUAUUUUUCUUUGUGGGUGGGCUGCCCGACUAAUCUAGAUACUGACCGGCAGAAGGUCAGGUACCUGUUUAGUCUUCCCCCCAAAGGGAAGAUGUGUGACGAAGUGCCCUUCGCCACUUGUGCCUGGAGAGGACUGCUUGCCCGCCUCUUGCCCUGUGACUAUGGCCCCUGGGAUGUAUUGCCCUUUAAAGACAUGAUUUGGGCAUAAUGGAUUUGUGUUGUGCUGCUGCUGGCCCUUUAAGAACCAUCUGGGGACAUACUGUGGAGUUACUGGGUGGCCACCAUUUCCUGUAUCAGAAGCACAUGGUGAGAACAAUGGAUGGCGCCAUUUUAACUCACAGACACUGUUUGGACUUUUCAACACGGUGCCAUCUUGCCAGUAUUUGGUGCACAGAGACAUUGUGCAGUGGUUUUGGACUAUACAGCAAGGGACACAUUAUAAAGUGAUUGUUUUUCAUUUAGCCUGUAUAUGUUCUGCAGAAUCUGCAUUAAACUGUAUUUUCCAAAGUACUGAACGGAUCUGGGUGAAUUUUUGAUAUGUGGUUCACCCAGAUCCCCCGGUUCCAAGGAUAUACUUUUUAUGGGGUUAUUGCAUGUUUUGGGGUCCCUGUGUGUUUUAUGAAACUGUAUUAUUUCUGGCCAGCAGAUAAUUGAGCUUUGUGUAUUGUAGAAACUCAAUUAUCUAGCCUGGCCCAGAGGAGGAGUUUUGUAUUGCAUAAAUUGUGAGUUCUGUGCCAGUAAAUCAGUCUUGUUCCAGCAUUAAGCCUUGGCUCAUGUUUGGGGGAUUGGAGAAAUACACUCUGGGGAUUGCUAUAAUCACUAUACUCCCCAGGGUAUGAUCACUAAGUUCUGCUAAGAGCUUGUUCCUGUUCCUGCUCUCUGGGGAAAAGAGAGGUUCACCCACUGGAAGCUGGAUCCUGGCCUUGGGUCCAGGGUGGGUGGAGACAGCAGAGACCCUGGCGCAGUUGCAUCGCUGGAAGUGGGGUCUGCAGUGCUGAUGGUGUCUGUUGGAGUGCUUGGAGUCCUCAGUGAGCACUAGGAGCAUCGAUUGGCGGAGGUACUCAGUCGGAGUGCCAGCGUUCCGUCACAACAAGCGUUUAGCGUCUCCAUGCAGAGCAUGGAGAUGCUGAAUGUCAGUGGUGCACACUUUGCAACACUGACACAGGAAGCAUCUAGGUGCUAGGUGUUCCUAGGCAGCAAUGUAAACGCUUCCUUUUUUUUCUGAAAAGGCAUUCUUUACAGCAAAAACCCUGCAAGGGCAGACUUUACUCACCAGAACUACAUUAAGCUGUAGUUGUUCUGGUAACUAUAGUGUCCCUUUAUGUUUGUGUGUGCAAAAGGAGUAGGGACUGCAGAGGGUGCCGGGAGGAAAGGGCUGUAGAGGGUGUGCGUGGAAGGGGCUGCAGAUGGUACAGGGGGGAGACGCUGUAGAGGGAAUGGGGUGAAUAGAGGCUGUAGUGGGUGCAGAGGAGGGACAGGCUGUAAUAGGUGCAAAUGGCAAUAGGGGCUGUUGUCUUUGCAGGGGGAAAUAGGAGCUGUAGUAAGUGCAGGGAGUGUAGGGGCUGUAGUGGGUGCUUAGGGUAUAGGGGCUGUAGUGGUUGCAUAGGGUAUAGGCAGUGGUAUAUCCUGGUUUUGUGCUGCCCUAGGCAUGACAAAACUCAGACACCCCCUCCCCGUACCACCCCCGCCUUCUAAUUACACAUACACACUCACUGACAGACACACACAUUUGCUAACAGACACGUACACUAGCUAACAGACACACACAUUCACUAACAGACAUGCAUAAACUCUCAUUAACAGACACACAAACAAACAGACACAUAGUAACACACUCCCUAACAGACACACACACUCACUAACAGACACACACAUAGUAACACAUUCCCUAACAGACACACACAUUGACACACACUCACUAACAGACACACACACUCUCUAACAGACACACACACACACUCACUCACUAGCACACACACAUUAACACACUCACAUUUUUUUUUAAAUGCAAUCCCCCCAGCCUCCUUACCUUUGGGAAUGCUGGGGUGCAUUAACACUUUCCCUGGGGUCCAGUGGGGCUGCUGGGCGGCCGGCCGGUCGGUGAGUGCAGUCGGCGAGGGUGCACUAAUCGUCCUGUUCAGCUCCUGACGUCAUAUCCCGGCUCGGCAUCACUGCCGAGGAGGAUUAGUGCUCCCUCGCCGCCUGCCCAGAAGGCCACCUCCCCCAGAAAGUGCCGCCCAAGGCAAACCCCUUGUUUGCCUCGCGGUAAAGGGGCUGUAGUGGGCCAGCGGUUAGGGGAUGCAGGGGGGCUGGGAUAGCAAGGUGGCUGGGGCUGCAGUGCGGAUAGGGGCUGCAGAGGGAGAGGGUAGGUAGGGGCUGCAGAGGAGCUGGGGAGUAGGGGCUGCAGAGGGAGCAGGGGGGUAGGGGCUGCAGUGAGGGAGAGGGGAGGUAUGGAAUGCACAGGGAGGGGGGGUUGGGGCUGCUAGAGAGCAGGGGUUAGCUGCAGAGGGAGAGGGGAGGUAGGGGAUGCAGAGGGAGCAGGGAGAGGGAGAGGGGAGGUAGGGGAUGCAGAGGGAGCAGGGAGGUAGGGGAUGCAGAGGGAGCAAGUGGGGUUGGGGUUACAGAGGGAGCAGAGGGGGUUGGGGCUGCAGUGGUAGCAGGGGGGGUAUGGGCUGCAGAGGGAGAGGGGAGGUAGGGGUUGCAGGAGAGGUAGGGGCUGCAGAGGGAGCGGGGGAGUAGGCGCUGCAGAAGGAGCAGGGGGGUGCAGGGAUACCGAGGGAGAGAGGAGGUAGGGGAUGCAGAGGGAGCAGGGAGGUAGGGGGAUGCAGAGGGAGCAGGAGGUGGCCAACAGAGGGAGCCGGGGGCUACAGAGGGAGCAGGGGGGGUAGGGGCUACAGAGGGAGCAGGGGGUUAAGGGCUACAGAGGGAGCAGGGGGUUAGGGGCUACAGCGGGAACAUGGGGUAGGGCAGUGAUGGCUAACCUUUAACAGCGCGACCAGGCCCCCUUUGAUGACAUCACAGCUGGGAGGAAGUGACUCAUCCCAGCUAUCAGACAGAGCCGCGCAGGAGGAAAAGAGAAGGGAGUCAGAGUGGGAACUCCGAUUCCCAUCAGGCUGAGCCUCCAAUGGACUCCAGGAAAGUCACCCUCCUGCAUCUAAAAGGUAGGAAACAGGGGGGGGGGGUGACUAAAAUAUUUUGUGUGUGUGUGUGUUUGUUUGUAUGUAUGUUUGUGUGUCUGUAUGAAUGUUUCUCUGUCUGUGUGUGUGUAUGUCUGUGCAUGUGUGUUUGUGUGUGUGUGUCUGUAUAUAUGUGUCUGUGUGUGUAUGUUUUUGUAUGUAUGUAUGUGUGUUUAUAAAUGUGUCUGUGUGUGUGUGUGUGUGUGUGUAUGUGUGUCUGUAUGUAUGUUUGCUUGUAUGUGUGUUUGUAUAUAUGUGUGUGUGUCUGUAUAUAUGUGUCUGUGUGUGUACAGUGGCGGAAAUACAGUGGUCGCAGCUGCAACCGGGCCCGUUACUCCAGGUGCCCACCGCCAUGUGUUGCAGCAUGGCCCGCGUGGGGGGGCACGUAUUAGUUUUCGUACCGGGGCCCCAUGGAUCGUGUGUACGCCACUGAUCCUAGUGUUACUUUCUACAGUCGCAUUUCUGGGUAAAUACAUUCUUUACCAUUGUUAUGGUGCACCUUCAUCCAUAGCGCUUCCCAAAUGUAGCAAAGUCCAACUUGUUUAGGGUGUUUUAUUGCACAUUAGUUUACUGAGAUUAUGCCUAACGUGUUGAAAUUUAGUGAAGUUAUUGAAAGAAGGUCCAUGCUCGCAGUGAGAGACAGAGACUGUCCCAUAUUAUGGGUUUUGCCAGAGUAUUUCAUUCUACUUUUCUUAUUUCAGGGCUAUGCCACGGAUGUGUGUGUUCCCAUUUCUAAGCUCCCUGAAAUCGUAAUGAAAACAAAGAAAGAUCUGUUAGAAUCAGAACUUACCGGUGGGUGUCAUUCUACUGAUCUAUAGCGAUCGAUUGAUCCGUAACUAUCUAAUCACAAACAUGCGGCCACUUUGCAGGUCCAAUUGCCGGACAUGUUGGGGAUGGGAACUUUCAUUGCAUUAUGGUGCUAAACGUGGAUGACAAGGACGAGGUGUCCAGGGUAAAGGCAUUUACGGACAGACUGGCCAGGUAAAGCAUAGGUUAUAACUAGGUUAUUUACUAAUGUAAGAAUUGCUGGGAAUACAACAUGCAUUCAAGGUGAAUUUACAAUGUUAGGCCGAGAUAGCCAAUUCUGUUUUCACUUCGCUCGUCAUGUUUAGUAAUGUGUGGUAUAGAGAAGGGUAACAUUGGGUAAGACUAUCACUGUGUGUGGUUUAGAGAAGGGUAACAUUGGGUAAUAUUGUCACUGUCUGUGUUAUAGAGAAGGGUAACAUUGGGUAAUAUUGUCACUGUCUGUGUUAUAGAGAAGGGUAACAUUGGGUAAUAUUGUCACUGUCUGUGUUAUAGAGAAGGGUAACAUUGGGUAAUACUGUCACUGUGUGCGGUAUAGAGAAGGGUAACAUUGGGUAAUACUGUCACUGUGUGUGGUAUAGAGAAGGGUAACAUUGGGUAAUACUGUCACUGUGUGUGGUAUAGAGAAGGGUAACAUUGGGUGUCACCGCCACCACAGUAUAGAGAAGGGUAACAUUGGGUAAUACUGUCACUGUGUGUGGUAUAGAGAAGGGUAACAUUGGGUAAUACUGUCACUGUGUGUGGUAUAGAGAAGGGUAACAUUGGGUAAUACUGUCACUGUGUGCGGUAUAGAGAAGGGUAACAUUGGGUAAUACUGUCACUGUGUGUGGUAUAGAGAAUGGUAACAUUGGGUAAUACUGUGACUGUGUGCGGUAUAGAGAAGGGUAACAUUGGGUAAUACUGUCACUGUGUGUGGUAUAGAGAAUGGUAACAUUGGGUAAUACUGUGACUGUGUGCGGUAUAGAGAAGGGUAACAUUGGGUAAUACUGUCACUGUGUGUGGUAUAGAGAAGGGUAACAUUGGGUAAUACUGUCACUGUGUGUGGUAUAGAGAAUGGUAACAUUGGGUAAUACUGUCACUGUGUGUGGUAUAGAGAAUGGUAACAUUGGGUAAUACUGUCACUGUGUGCGGUAUAGAGAAGGGUAACAUUAGGUAAUACUGUCACUGUGUGUGGUAUAGAGAAUGGUAACAUUGGGUAAUACUGUCACUGUGUGCGGUAUAGAGAAGGGUAACAUUAGGUAAUACUGUCACUGUGUGUGGUAUAGAGAAUGGUAACAUUGGGUAAUAUUGUCACUGUGUGUGGUACACAGAAUGGUAAUAUGGGGUAAUAUUGUCACUGUGCGGCAUAGAGAAGGGUAACAUUGGUUAAUAUUGUCACUGUGUGUGGUAUAAAGAAGGGUAACAUUGGGUAAUAUUGUCACCGUGUGUGGUAUAGAGAAGGGUAACAUUGGGUAAUAUUGUCACUGUGUGAGGCAUAGAGAAGGGUAACAUGGGGUAAUACUGUCACUGUGUGCGGUAUAGAGAAGGGUAACAUUGGGUAAUAUUGUCACUGUGUGCGGUAUAGAGAAGGGUAACAUUGGGUAAUAUUGUCACUGUGUGCGGUAUAGAGAAGGGUAACAUGGGGUAAUACUGUCACUGUUUGUGGUAUAGAGAAUGGUAAUAUUUUCCCCUUGUGUGGUUACCCUGAAAUAAAAGUAAAAUAAUAUAAUAGUGAAAAUAAGGGUAACAACCCCCUAUUUUCCUCUCAGUAAAAUCAAAUCAAAACCUACUAUCCUAGAAUAAUAGUGUAUACCACACACAGUGACAGUAUUACCCCAUGUUACCAUUCUCUAUACCACACACAGUGACAGUAUUACCCAAUGUUACCCUUCUCUAUACCACACACAGUGACAGUAUUACCCAAUGUUACCCUUCUCUAUACCGCACACAGUGACAGUAUUACCCCAUGUUACCCUUCUCUAUACCGCACACAGUGACAGUAUUACCCCAUGUUACCAUUCUCUAUACCACACACAGCAACAGUAUUACCCCAUGUGUAAUACCCAAAAUAAAGCAUUGGAUGGCACCAAAUUACAGGCUUUAUUAGAACUGGUCUAAUUGUCCAAACAGUGCUUUAGGUAUAUAGCUACACAUAUAUAUAGUGGAGUAGGGGAAUUAGUAGUCCAACACUUUAAUCACUCCUUAUAUAAUGAAUACAUUCCCCAAACUAAAAAUGAAUCUGUGCCUACAGGUGGUACCGUGUCUAGUUAGUUUUGAAGGGAGAGAGAGACCCCUAUACUUAUUCUAAACUACACUAUGUAUCUAUUUGUAUCUCUCUAGUUACUAUAUACCAGCUGCACUCUCUCCUUAACCCCUAUGUAUAUUUAAACAAAUGGAGGUCAUUUAGUUACUCCAAUGGCCACUGGAGGGAAUGCCCGUCUGCCAACGUCAAGGCAGACCUCCAUAGACAGGUCCUACUCUGCCCCUUUACCUUGCUUCUUUGACCUUCUGGCAAAGAUAUCUCUAAUGAGACAGAAAGGGGUAUUUUUUUAUAUACACCCCUAUAUACUUGUGUGGCAAACCUAGCCACUUAAGACUGUAUUUCCCACUUAAGACUGUAUUUACAUGUAUGUGAUAUUGUGGCUUUAAGACUACCUGAACUGUCCAUGUUACCUAUUCUGUAUUUUAUGUGAACGAGAGCAUUCGUAUGCUGGCGGCACGAAAGCCGCCAGCAUUCAUACAGUAGGUUCACGAACAGUGAAUUUCAACACUGUUCGUGAAACAAACAAACUACCGAAUGGGAGACCACACACAGUAGGUUGUGUGGCUCCCAUUACGGAUCGCAACAAUGUAGCUUUCGUUAGUUAAUAGAUGUUCAGGGUGGCCGCUGUUCAGAUACCGACCACGCGGCGGCGGCCAUCUUGGAUCCUUUGUUAGCCCAGGGAUGUUCGGUCGUCGAGUGCCUGGAACUAAAAUCUGCUACUCGACGGCACGAACACUGCUGGACUUCCAGGCCGUUUGGGAGCACCGGUCUUUCGGUAUUUUAUCUCUGCAUGUGUAUUCAUGACUUUGGUGAAGAAUUUGUGUGCAAGUCUAUUUCGUGCGGCGUUCAGCUAAUUGUGCUGGGAUCUGAGCGGUACUUUCACGAAGACCCCAGCUAUCUGCCGAACGGUCAUUUGGUACAAUAGCACGAAUAAUGUUAGAGUUAUAGAUUUUUAUGUAAAAAGCCAGUUCUGCUGUACGGAGGGAUAAUCCACUUAACUGGAUAUUCUAGUGGGAGUAUCCCUCUCGUACAGCAGUGCAUGGUGGGAGAAAUUUUCUGGUUGUUAAGUUCCCCAUGUAGUCCCCUACUGUACAACCCCUGUAAAGUCAGUAAGGAAACCCCUUGCAUGGGGAACCACAUAAAUACUGGAGCUUGUGAAUAAAACCUCAGUUGACUCCCAGCCUAUGUGUCAUCUAGUUCUUGGGAAGCAAGGAUCUGUAUAACGCUACUGGGAUUAUUGUAUGCUGUACUUGUUUUAUUUGGAUUAUUACAUGCUGUUCCUGUAUACCAGCGGAGAUACUGUGGAUUAUACUACCUCUCCGCUACAUAGAAACAUAGAAUGUGACGGCAGAUAAGAACCAUUCGGCCCAUCUAGUCUGCCCAAUUUUCUAAAUACUUUCAUUAGUCCCUAGCCUUAUCUAAUAGUUAGGAUAGCCUUAUGCCUAUCCCACGCAUGCUUAAACUCCUUUACUGUGUUAACCUCUACCACUUCAGUUGGAAGGCUAUUCCAUGCAUCCACUACCCUCUCAGUAAAGUAAUACUUCCUGAUAUUAUUUUUAAACCUUUGUCCCUCUAAUUUAAGACUAUGUUCUCUUGUUGUGGUAGUUUUUCUUCUUUUAAAUAUGGUCUCCUCCUUUACUGUGUUGAUUACCUUUAUGUAUUUAAAUGUUUCUAUCACAUCUCCCUGUCUCCUCUUUCCUCCAAACUAUACAUGUUAAGAUCCUUUAAAGGACCACUAUAGUGCCAGGAAAACAUACUAGUUUUCCUGGCACUAUAGUGCCCUGAGGGUACCCCCACCCUCAGGGUCCCCCUCCCGCCCGGCUCUGGAAGGGGGAAAGGGGUAAAAACUUACCUUUUUCCAGCGCUGGGCGGGGAGCUCUCUGCCUCGUCUCCUCCGAUCCGCCCCAUCAGCUGAAUGCGCACGCGUGACAAGAGCUGCGCGCGCAUUCAGCCGGUCGCAUAGGAAAGCAUUCAUAAUGCUUUCCUCUGGACGCUUGCGUGCUCUCACUGUGAUUUUCACAGUGAGAAGCACGCAAGCGCCUCUAGCGGCUGUCAAUGAGACAGCCACUAGAGGAUUUGGAGGAAGGCUUAACCCAUUGAUAAACAUAGCAGUUUCUCUGAAAUUGUUAUGUUUAUAAAAAAAAAUGGGUUAACCCUAGAAGGACCUGGCACUCAGACCACUUCAUUAAGCUGAAGUGGUCUGGGUGCCUAGAGUGGUCCUUUAAGGAGAGAGCGCAGGUAACUUUUUUCUUUGGUUUUUACUGUAUAUUGGGGCUGAUGUGUACUGUGGUUGUUGCUGCGCCCAGGAGUAAUGGGAGUGAGCGCAGGACUUUUCUUUUUGUAUUAUGUACCAGUACCUGGAGGCUCACAUUCAAGAGCACUUUAGUGGACUGGUAUUUUCAUUAAAGGGACACUAUAGUCACCAGAACAAAUACAGCUAAAUGUAUACUAUACAGCUUAAUGAAGUUGUUCUGGUGAGUAUAAUAGCUCCCUUCAGGCAUUUUCAUGUAAACACUGCCAUUUCAGAGAGAAAACACAGUGUUUAUUUUGGUUAUUGCACUAUCAUGCCAUGAUAGUAGGUUUUGAUUUGAUUUUAUUGAGAGGUAAAUAGGGGUUGUUACCCUUAUUUUCACUAUUAUAUUAUUUUACUUUUAUUUAAUUUUGUCUGUUUAUUUAGAGGAUUUUUGGUUUUGAGGCAGUUACUAUCUCCAGGUAGCAAUACUUGUCUAUUGCAUCCUCUAAUAUUGGUAAAUAUUGUCACGGUGUGCAUUUUAUUGCUUGUAUCAGUGCAUAUUUUAGACAGAAAAGGAAAUAUAUUUGCUAUGUUUUAUAAAUGUGUGUUAAACGCAUUUCCAUUGUCUCAUCUCUCAGGAGAGCACUGGCAUUGAACGGAACGUGCACAGGGGAGCAUGGCAUUGGCCUUGGAAAACGUUCACUGUUAGUGGAGGAGAUUGGCGAAGUUGGUAUUGCCACAAUGAAACAGAUCAAAGCCACAUUGGAUCCCCAAAAUAUAAUGAACCCUGGCAAGGUCAUUUAAAAUGUAUUUCAAAUAAUCAUUCACCUGCAGGACACGACAGUUAUUACAGUGAUGCUGGUAUGGAAGGGUUCAUUGUCACACAGGCUGACACAAGUUGAAGAUAGGUUGUGCCAAAGUGACAAGGUGAUUUAAGUGGAAUUGUGUGUAUUUGGAUGAUAAAUAUGUUUUGACGUGUGAGAUAAUUAAAUGAUGUGGAACGGGUCAGAUAGAGUUAUAUGUAAAUUAAGAAAAAGAAGAAGACGAUAUCAGGAAAAACCUAAUAUGUGGUCAUAAAUAUGGUCAGAGAGGUAAUGUGGGCAUGACCCAAGUUAAUUAGCAAAAAGAUACAAAUAAGGUAAAGGAAUCAGCCUAACAAAGGUAGAAACCCUCCUUACUGAAAUUGCCUCCUAAGUAGAGUCAUUCAAAGGUAAUGGCAAAACAAAAAAUAAUACUAAACUUUAUUUAAUCAAGAUCCUAAAGUUAAAAUAUGAGAGUAAAGUGAAGAAAGGAGAGCAGGAGAAAGUGUCUUGUAAUCAUCCACAAGUAUUAAGGGUAUUGUUGAGCACCUCGGACAUUUUGUUCUUCUCGGACUAUGCUAUACACAUUGUUUUGUGCAUGCAAAAGGUAUUAUAGAGGGAUUUUUAUACCUUUAAUACUUGUGGAUGAUUACAAGACACUUUCUCCUGCUCUCCUUUCUUCACUUUACUCUAUCGUAUUUUAACUUUAGGAUCUUGAUUAAAUAAAGUUUAGUAUUAUUUUUUGUUGUUUUGCCAUUACCUACUUAGGAGGCAAUUUCAGUAAGGAGGGUUUCUACCUUUGUUAGGCUGAUUGCUUUACCUUAUUUGUAUCCUUUUUUAUAUGUAAAUUAAUGACCUCUCUUAUAGUGUCAGAAAAGGAUAAAAGAAUGGGAAGAAGGAGAAAGAAACAAUAAAAUAUUAACACAAUAUAAAGUUUCAGUCAGUCUGUCAUGGAAUGGAAUGUAGAAUCGCUACAGGAAGAUUACAGACAGACAUAGGAAAACAGGUCUGGCUAAUGACUGCCUGUCCUAUUCUUAGUAUCUUCCUGGAGCUACUGGCUCGUAGUUUCUUAAUAAGACACUGUCUGAUAACUAAGUUGAUUGUUGCUCCUGAAUUGCUGAAUGACACUGAAAUUGUUCUAUGUUGAAUAGCGAGCUCUUGGGGAAAAGUGAAACGUUAGCCAUAUGGUCAUUAAAAUAUGUCAUAACAUAAAAUCAAGCAAGGAAAACAUUGUUUUUUUAGUUGAAAAGUUAUUGAUAAAGAGCCUGUGAGGUCAAAACCAUCAAAUUCAAUGUGAGCAAACAAUAAAUCAGUGAAAUUUACUCACAAAA
Messenger RNA from Pelobates cultripes (western spadefoot toad), 62527 nucleotides. The record is from the annotation of a GenBank genome assembly. Lineage: Eukaryota; Metazoa; Chordata; Amphibia; Anura; Pelobatidae.